CUCCAAGUGGCAAAGGCAGGCCCAAUAAACGUUCCCAGCACCUCCCAGAAAAAAAACUCAAUCUGCACAGAACAGAAAUGUAUAUAAAGCCGUAGUAAAGGCUGAUGUUGCCUGUAAGCAGGUACCUUACAGCACAGAACGUGAUCGUAGCUCUACAGAAACAUCUGUCUCUCUGGCUGCAAACCGUCACUAGUCCAGCUUUAUUGGAAGAGAGAAUGACCAGUUUAAUUUCUCUACAUUCAUUGUAACCUUUUGGAUAUAUUCCUUUUCAUUUAAUUUUUUUUAAAACCCUUGUGAUUUCUCUCUAAACGAUUCGUUAUAUAAACAAAAUACAAAACACAAAAUAAUUGCCCGCCUGUGACUCGGUAUGCAGAAGUAUCAGAUUUUUAAUUAAAUUCUCCCGUCUCCCCAAAUAGUUCCCUAGGAAUAUAUGAUUUGAAGUACUCGCAUUGUUUUUCCCCUCUCGCUCUGCAGUAUAUUUAAUUUUGCAGUUUUUGGAUGACUUGUGGCUGAGUCACCUUCACUAUGCCCACACAUCUGGCUGCGGUCACCUCUCUGCUUGCGUUGGACCUACUCCUUCUCAGCCCAUCUCUGUCCUCAUCUUUGGAUGGGGUGUUGGUUACCCCUAAGAUGUUAGAUCCAGACUUAAAUGGACGACACUAUUUCAGAACAGACAAUGAAGAUUCAGGAGUAAUUUUCCUUAUCACAGCUUUUCAAGAGGAUUUCUACCUGAACCUGCGACCCGAUGCCCAGUUUAUAGCCCCGGCGUUUUCGAUGCAUUUUCCUGGCUCGGUUCCUAAACAGGGAACACAUCUGAAACACUGUUUCUACUCUGGAGAUGUCAAUUCUGACCGAGAUUCCUUUGCCGCUCUGAGUCUUUGUGGUGGACUAAGAGGAGCUUUUGGAUACCAAGGAGUGGAAUAUGUCAUCAGCCCUCUAAAAAAUAGUACAUUGAAACAGGUGCAAGGCAUUCUGCAGAGGCCACAUCUUCUGCAGCGCACAAAAAACAAUAGUCCUUCAACAGGUGCCACCUCCCGAUGUGGUGUGGGAUCAGGGUUGAACCAUGGUAUCUUGGAAGCUCUAGAGAGAUACAAAGGCUCCCGCCACAACAAAAGACCAUCAAAUGGGACCAGGACAGGCGGUGGCCAGAGAUCCAGGAGAUUUGCAUCCAUCACAAGGUACGUAGAGACCUUGAUUGUAGCUGAUGAAACAAUGCUCAAAUUUCAUGGGGAUGACCUUCAGCUUUACCUGCUCACCUUGAUGGCCACCGCAGCUCGUUUGUACAAACACCCCAGUAUCCAGAACCCCAUUAACAUUGCGGUGGUAAAGUUUAUGGUGCUGACAGAUGACGGUAAGGGACCCAAAGUCACGACCAAUGCAGCCAUGACCCUGAGAAGCUUCUGCAGCUGGCAAAAGAAAUGGAACAAAGUGAGUGACAAGCACCCCGAAUACUGGGACACAGCCAUCCUCUUCACUAAACAGGUGAGCCAUUAGGGGGCGCUAGAUGACAUGUUGCAACAAUCAGAGCUAGCAGGAAUGAUGUCUAAACUUGUGAUUUGUAUCUCAGUGAAUAUAGUUAUGAUCCAUGUCUAAAAGUACUUUGAAAGCCAUGAAAUUGUUAUUAACACAAAUAUAAUAAAAUUAUUAAAUUACAUAUAAAGUUCCUUAUCAGAGAGUUAUUCCAAUAUACAUCCAUUCAUAACUAGCCUGCAGGUUGUGAUGCCUUUCAGUGGAAUCAUUUAGAGGGGUUUGUUUCUGUGGGUGCCUUGACCUGUCUGAAAUCAUAUUAUUUUAAUGGUACGAACCAAUGUUAUAUGUUUUAGUUCAUUUCAUAAGCUAAAUAAUAACUGCAAUUUCAUUAAAAAAAAAUUUUUAUAAUGAAAUUUUUUUUAUUUUUUUUAUUUAUGACUUAGAAUUAUUGAACAAAAUAAGACAAUACACAUAUUAUGCCCAGGGAAAAUACAUUGAAACUGAUUAUUAACUGUAAUUACAUUUCAAUGCAAAAAUAACAGAAGCAGGGCGGGUGAUUUGGAAACGUGACAGCUUAUUUACAGCCAUUUCAUUAAAUGAAUCGGAUAUUUGGUAUUGUGUACUGGGAGCCUGUAUUAACAAUUUAACCAAUCAGAGUAGAUUUCUGGGGAUUUUUAUAAGCGGCAAUUGUUAUCAAUAAAUAAUUGUGGGGCGCAAAGGGUUAAUCAGCCUUCGCAUGGCUCUAGCAGAUUUUAGGAUUCCUGUUGUGUUUGUUUUGGAAGGAAUGAGUUCUAUAAGAAUGUUACAAGUAACUCUAUGCUCAUAGGAGAUUCAUUAAUAACAUCAUAUCUCUGGAGGAAAUGGGUGAAGAACAAACUGCAGAUUAGAGAAGGGGGAUCUGUAUGGCUUUUAGCUGCACAACAUGAUGGAUAUUGGGUGAUUAGAGGUAAAAUGUGUCCAAAGCAGGUUAUUACUCUUCAGGUUUCCAAACAGGUGGGUAGUGCGUGGUGUCGGUGAAUUAAAGAAACAGCGCUCUCUAAUCACAGAAACAUAUAAACUGAAUGAUACUGUACUUACAUGGUUUACAUAAGGACGAUAACAUGAAAUGAAGCAGUAAUAGGGUCCAGGGGUAUAGAGGAGAAUUCUGAGUUAUCCUUUGUGUUAUCAUAUCAGUGCGAAGACAGAAAGAAUUAAAGUUUAACAGCAUGUCGGUAGAUAAACCUGAAAUCACAUUGAAACCUGCUUUUAAAGAUUGUUUAUUUUGGCUGCAGCCUUUUUUUUUUUUUUUUGUAGUAGUAUUACCGCAGAAUGAAAAUCUCAGACUGGUGUUGGCAUUUGUUUUGAAAGCACCAACAGGCAGUGCAGAGUUGUACAGACAUGUUCAAAACUUGUGGGGACAAAAGAGAUAAUGUUUAUUAAGAAAUUAAUGGAACCAAGGAUAUACAUCGUAGUACUUCCAAGUGCUCUAUCAAUAUUACAUGUUAAAAUUUACAUAUUUCCCCAAGUCAGUAAUUCAUUAAACAGUAAGCUUAUAUGGGAUGACAGGUAGCAGAAUUGUAAACGUUUCACCCAACUCUACCACUCAGACUAUCUCACCUAACACAAUGCCCACAUAUACCAUCUUUUCCAGAGCUCAGUACUCACACAACAUCUCUACCAUCUCUUCCAGAGCCCAGUACUCACACAAUGUCUCUACCAUCUCUUCCAGAGCCCAGUACUCACACAACAUCUCUACCAUCUCAUCCAGAGCCCAGUACUCACACAACGUCUCUACCAUCUCAUCCAGAGCCCAGUACUCACACAACGUCUCUACCAUCUCAUCCAGAGCCCAGUACUCACACAACGUCUCUACCAUCUCUUCCAGAGCCCAGUACUCACAGAACAUCUCUACCAUCUCUUCCAGAGCCCAGUACUCACACAACAUCUCUACCAUCUCUUCCAGAGCCCAGUACUCACACAAUGUCUCUACCAUCUCUUCCAGAGCCCAGUACUCACACCAUCUCCCCCAGCGCCUAGUACUCACACCAUAUCAACUAACACAAUGACCAUACCAUCUCACACAUAGCACAGUAUCCACACCAUCUUGCCCAACAUACUGCCUAGGCUUCUCACCCAACACAUAGCCCAAACCAUCACACCCAUAGCCCAGUACUCAUGCCAUAUCACCAUACACAAUGCCCACACAUCUCACCCAUAGCCUAGUACCCACUCCACCUCAACCAAAACAAUGCCCACACCAUCCCAAACAACACAUUGCCCGUACCAUCUCAUCCAGAGCCCAGUCCAGCACUCGCACCAUCUUGCCCAACAUACUGCCCGUGACUUCUCAUGCAACAUACUUCUCAUACAAUAUCACCUAAUACAUUGUCCACACCAUCUCAUCCAACACAUGGCCCAUACCAUUUUACCCACAGCACAGUUGCCAUACCAUCUCACCCCUCAACCCACCAUGUCAUAUCUGCCAUUUUAAACCCCCAUAUAAUUGAUAAUUAAUCUCAUUAUCCUGUCUUUCUCUCUCCCCCAUGCUAUUUCUUCUCACUGCAUCAUCUCACCUAUUUCCAUGCAUCCUACCUCUUCCAAAUCCUUCCCCCAUACCAGCCCUCUCCUAUGCUCUUAUACAUUCUCCACCACUGUUCUACCAAAAUAUUCUCACAAUUAUGCCCCUUUUUCAUCUCCAUCAUUCCUCUUACUAUAAAACAUGCACCAAUCAAAUAUUCUCUCCAACAUUUUCACCAGUCUCCUCCUUCAUACCAAUUCGCUUUCCCACAAGUCAUGCCCACCAUUUUUCUCUAUUCUCCUUCAUCUUAACAUUGCCACCAUUCCGCUUCAUAAUAUCUUCACCAUUCUCCUCCUCCAUAAUAUCUCCACCAUUCUCCUCAUUCAUAACAUUUCCAUUAUUCUCCUCAUCCAUAACAUCUGCAUCAUUCUCCUACCUCAUAACAUCUCCACCAUUCUCCUCCACCAUAGCAUCUCCACCAUUCUCCUCCAUAACAUAUCCAUCAUUCUCCUCCACCAUAGCAUCUCCACCAUUCUCCUCUAUAACAUAUCCACCAUUCUAUAACACAACACCUCCACCAUUUUCCUCCACAUACAAUUUCUCACUCUUAUUUUCCUCCACUUAUUUUACAUCACUCCUAUUCAGUGGAAGGCCUAAAGGAACAAUUCAAGCACCAUAACAAAGUCACUGUAGUGUUUAUGGUGCCUCCAUUGUACGCAGACGACCAGUUUGACUUCUUACCUGUGGUCCACUAGACACUGCUCCCAGCCUCAAAUACAAAUGAUGAAGAGUCAGAAGCGGGUUGUCUGAUCUAAAGCUCUGCAGGGCUUAGCUCACUGGCUGAAAGUGAUCAGCUGAUUUUCUCAGCCAAUGAAACCCUACUUAUAAUGGGGUGGAUAGUCAGGGAGCUCCUGGCACCAUAACCACUACCAUGAUUUUAGUAGUUAUGGUGCUGGGAGUGUUUCUUUAAAGGAUCACUUUAGUAUCAGGAAAACAAACUUGUUUUCCUGACACUAUAUGACCCUUAGGUCCCACCCACCUGGAUUUUCGCAUUCAUUCGCAGAAGCGCCUCUAGCAGCUGUCAGGAAGACAGCCACUAGAGGCUGGAUUAACCCUGCUAUGAAAACAUAGCAAGUUCUCUGAAACUAUGUUUACAUCUAAAGGGUUAAAACCUGGGGGACCUGGCACCCAGACCACUUCAUUGAGCUGAAGUGGUCUGGGUGACUACAGUGUCCCUUUAAGUCUGUUUUGGGGAAUUACUCAAUAGUGAUCAAGCCCCUAUAACAUCACAAAGUAGAUAUAUUGACGUGGGACUUAACAUUUAUUUGGAAAAUGUUGUAUCUUUUUGUUAGUGUCCUCAAUUGAAGUCAUAUGUUGCCAGCUGGAGAUAAGCAGGGAUGAGAUUUUCUGUACUAUUGAAUGUUUCUCCCUAGGGGAGCAGAUAAGCCGCCCAAUAACAUACUGUACUUACACAAUGCUAUUUAACUGUUGCAAUGCAUGUCUGUUCGACUCCCGUUACCCAAUGCAUUGUUAUGGUCAUCUACAUCUGGCCCUUGAAAAGGCCAGGCAAGCAUUCUUCGUAAUUACUUAAAAAAAAGAUGUAAUCUGUGAGUUGCCCGACUAUGUCAGUUUACUGUUCAAAGCCAAGAACAACACAUGAGUUUUAUCAACAAAGCCAAGAAGUAAAUAAAAUGAGGAACGAAGGAUAGGCCGUUAUUGUGGCUGCAUUCGGUGCCAAAAAUGUACAAGUUAGAAUAACAUGGAAGGAAAUAGAUCGGUUUAUUGUAAGGUCUAAUUAUUGAUUCUACUAAAGGAAAAUAAUCCUUUUAUACUCAUCUUUUCUUUCUAAUUAACCUCUGUUGAUCUAUUAAAUGGCUUAAUUUUUUUUUUUUUUUAGCAGGAAUUGGUAAACCUUUCAUUAAGUUUAUCUCUUUCGUAUUGUCUGCUUUCCACAUCUAUCCUUUACUCUGCAAACUCUCUCCAACCUUGUCUGUCUGCUGUAAAAUGUACAUUCUGCAGCACAACCUACUUCUGUCUGAUUUAAAUGGCAAAUUACUUACUUGGGCCAUAGGUGGCUUCAUAGGCACCUCAUCCCAUCAGUGUCAGCUCAAUCCUUUUGUAGUAUUGUUAAUAUCAUAAUAAAUACAGUUUACUAUAACUGGAGUGCAUUGCUGGGCCUAUGUACAAAAUGGAUCUGCUCCCAAGAUAUACAUCUGAACGUGUAAACGUAAUGGUUUCAAUGGGCUCCUGAGGUAUAAUUCUCACGCUGUUUGCCUGUGGGCUUCUGGUAUAUAAAUCUUACCUGGUGUGCCUAUAAUCUUCUAGAGUAUGAAUAUGACUGGACAUGCCUAGAGGUUUCUGGGCUAUAAAUCUAACCUUGCGAGACUAUGGGCUCUUGGCAUAGAAAUAAACCCAUGUGCAAAGGGGCAGUUUAGAAAUCCUGGAUCUAAACCUUUGUGCGUAAUGGCUUCAGGUCAACAGUCUAGCCUUGUGGGCCUAUGGGCGUUUGGUACAUAAAUCUGCUCUUGUGUAGUUAUGGGUUUUUGGGAAAUUAAUCGGAUCUUUAUUACUGAGGAACAUCUUGGAUAUAACUGUGGAUAUGAGAGAAUCCAUGAUAUAACAUUGACAAGUACGUCAGCAGUUUUUUCUUUCUUUUUUUUUCUCGAUGGCGACUCUGUCCCACAAGCCCUUUAGGAGAGACAAACACACUGAACGACUGGCCGAGGCAUUCAUCCCCAGCUGGCUGAGGCAGACAGAGAAUAUUCCUGUAAAGACAUUUAGAGCCUUCAAAUCCCAGACUUCUCAACGCUGCCUCCUUCCAAACACCUUCUCCAGUUUCUCUGUGACUCCUGUAGCUUGGCUAGAAAUGACUGAAACCUUUACGAAUGGCACAUGUUUGGGGAACCUAUAAUUUUAAAAUAUUUGUUUCAGAAUGGUCAACCAGCCAACGGGAGAUUCGAUCAACCACUGGGUGGAUAUAAAUCUGCUGUGUUGACAUUUAAGUCUCACCUGAUACUGUAACAGUGUAUACAACAUCUAUUCCUGGUUGAUCACAUGCAGAAAUUCCACGGUUCCCAGUGGUGGGCUGAUUAUUUUAGCUAUAAGUAAUAUAUGUGGGAAUUUGCCAUGGUACGAGGAGAUGAGAUUAACAGGGACAGUAAUAUCAGUAUUGCCAUUAGAUAAAAGAACAGGGCAAAAGGGAGGUUUUAGAAAGUUGAUGGGCCUUUUUAUUGCACAGCUUUUUAUACUAACAAUCAAAUCUCCUAGAACCACUUGGCCCCCACCCAGUAUUACAUAGUGACCAAGCUGGCUCUGUAAAUGUCUGUGGCAGAAGGUGUGAAGUGCCAUUAGGUGUUUGAUGAGUGCCUUGUAGUGCAGAGAUACAUGUUGUCUUCAGAAGAUUACAGACUAGCGAUGAGGUUAAGAGUGGCAGAUAGACAUGCCAGCGAUAAAUGCCCUUUGUGGUCAGCAGACUCUCACGGUUCAGCAGGAGGAGGAAUCUGAUCUGAGAGCUGUAAAGGGUAGUAUUUGGCACGUUCCCAGCAUUGUUUAAGAAAUUACAGGAAAUGACAGGUUCAAAGAACAUACCUGAGAUCUUUCUAAUACUUAACUUUUGUUAAGUCUUGUCCUGGAAGCUACCAGUUCUUUAUUGGGCAGUGAGUGAGACCACUAUGUAGACUUUAGAUGUUAAAUUACAUCAGUGUAUGGGUGGUGGAAGAAAGUAUGAAUAUCCCAAGCUGCUGGACAGUACUUUUUAUUUACCAUCUGGCAUUUGAGAAGGAUGGCAUCUUCAGUCCAUCACAGAGACUAAAAAAAACCCUGUCCCCUUCUCCUGCAUUCUGACUUUAUUUAUUGUCCUCCAUCCUCUCUCUCCAAGUCCUUCUCUCUCCUCUUUCUUCUUCCAAUACUGCAUGUUCUUCCACCCAAUCCUCUCAGCCCCUCUCCAUUUCCUCUAGCCUUUAUUUCCAAAUCCCAAUGUAAUCUAAGUGAUUUUCUUUUGAUCUGAAGGAAACUGCUGGUAAGACUGAUCAUGUACAAAUAGCUUCCCUUAGCCAGACAACUGCAAACAUCACUAGAUAACAUUAAUAGAUAAACUGGGGAUUCAAUGUAAAAUCUUGUAUUUUAGAGUUGUGGGAAAAAGCUCUGAACACGAUGGAAUUUAAAUGUUUUGUUCUGAAUCCAGGACUCUUGAUCUUACUGAAGUUUUAAGAAAUUCCUUCUAUUGGUUGCAGUGAUAUCAACCACUCUAAAAAAAGAAAUCUAGCUUUUAUUCUGGGAAAAUACAACUGGAAAAUAAUUAAAUUAACAUAAUCGCACUUGGCACGAGUCAUGAGAAUAACAAGGUAUGUUAUAUUUUUAACCCAAGUCCUGGAUUGAAUCAGAUUUUCUUGGUCCUUUUGGGAUUAUACAUUGCUGAGAAUAUUCUUUGAACAUUAUUUCGGUUGGGGCAGAAUACUCUAUUAAAUAUUAGCAGGGAUGUCUAUUGGGAGAGGCAGCUUUCUCAAUUCUAUUUUAUCUAAUGGGUUUAUGGGGUCAGUCUGUAACUUGUAAUCCAGGAGAUGCUGGUCAGGUGGUGCGGAUCCGGUGAAAGAUUCAUUAAUAUGCCCAGGAAAUUAGGAAUGCUUCAUAAUUUAACCAUGAGUUUUGGUGAAUUAAGAAGUGACUUGUAACAUUUAAACCAAAUCAGUUACGCUGGAAAUGUUAUUAGUUUUUAUUUAUAAAGGGUCAGAAUACAAUGAUGUACAGUGGGUAAACAAUACAUCGAUAACUCUGACAUAAAAAGGUAGGCAAAUUCUGCCUUAAUGAAACCUUGUAACAUGUCAAUAUGUUUUGCACGCCCCCAUCCAUUAUCUAAAAUAAAUCCAGCAAACCAAUCUCCACUAGGGGCUCCUACUACAGUGAGGGGAUUUACCAUUAGGGGCUAGUCCUAUAGUGAGUGGCUUCUCCAUUAGGGGCUCCUCCUACAGUGAGGGGGCUUCUCUAUUAGGGACUCUUCCUACUUUGAAGGUGGCUCCACCUACAGUGAGGGGGCUUCUCCAUUAGGGGCUCUUUCUACAGUGAGGGACUUCUCCAUUAGGGGGCUCCUCCUACAAUGAAGGUGCUUCUCCAUUAGUGGCUCCUCCUACAUUGAGGGGGCUUCCCCAUUAGGGGCUCUUUCUACAGUGAGGGACUUCUCCAUUAGGAACUCCUCCUACAGUGAGGGGGCUUCUCCAUUAGGGGCUCUUUCUACAGUAAGAGACUUCUCCAUUAGGGGGCUCCUCCUACAAUGAAGGUGCUUCUCCAUUAGCGGCUCCUCCUACAUUGAGGGGGCUUCCCCAUUAGGGACUCCUCCUAUAAUGAGGUGGCUUCUCCAUUAGGGACUCCUCCUAUAAUGAGGGGGCUUCUCCAUUAGGGGCUCCUCCUAGAGUGAGGGGGCUUCUCCAUUGGAGGAGGCUUCUCCAUUAGGGACUAGUCCUACAGUGGGGGGAGGGAUUCUCCAGUAGGGGCUCCUAAUACAGUGAGGGGGCUUCUCCAUAAGGGACUCCACCUACAGUAAGGGGGCUUUUCCAUUAGGGGUUCCUCCUACAGUGAGGGGGCUUCUCCAUUAGGCAGAUGUUCCUCCUACGUGAUUUCCCUAAUGGGUGACUCUUCUUCUAGAGAAACACUGGGCAUGUCGGGGACACCGCCACAAUCAGUCAAUCAAAGUUCAAUUAUUAGUUUAUUAGUUAUUGGGUUAUUAUUAUAAUGAUAAUUAGGAUUUUAGUAAAUCCUGCAAGUCGGGGGAAAGGUCCAAUUAAGUAAGGCAUGUGUUGCAAAACAGGGAAAUGGAAACAUCUUUUUAGCAAGAGUUUGGGGUCAUGGCAGGAGAAUAGUUGCUGGCAGAAUACUGAUGGACGUAUUGUGUUCUCGAUGAGCAUACCUAGAUCAGGGUGCAGUCACAGGGUGAUUUGUAGGAUUUAAAAUGCAACCCUAAAUUACACAGGACCCUAGUGUCAUGAUCACCAACAGCUGUGCGGUGUGAGAGGACCAGCAGGUACACAUUGUAACCCUCACUAAUCGCCCAGGCUAUGUUCGCUAACACACUGCAAUGUGAUUGUUCACUGCAAUUCCUCAUUUAAUAAAUAAAUCUCACUUUGUCAAUGUUGUGGGAGAUUCCUUAGACGCACCUGGAGUUGGUCCGGUACAUGUGUUUGCAUUGACAGCAACGUAUGUAUGCUGAUUUGUAAUGUCUUACCUUCCAUGUGGUCUUUACCCUCAUUUUUUGGAGAAUUUGACUCUUGGAUCUAAAAGAGCCAGACAUUACGCUUUCUGCAUUCCAACAUCUGGCAUUAUGUUUGCCUCCUUUACCCCCAGCAACUCAGACAUAUGUUUGUGCGCUGCAUGUGAAGAGUCACCAGCACUGAUGUUUAACCCCUGUGAUACGGAUGUCACUGAGUAUUAAGCCUUCCUGAGAUUAGAAGGGGAUUGCCAGAAGUGGGGGGGGGGGGGGGGGGGGGGGGCUGUGAGAGACAGGGUCCUCAGAAUUAAAAUAAACAAACUUUACUGAGGGAUCUUUGGAAAUCAAAUGGCAAAAUCUAAACCUUUUAUGUGAUAUUUCCAUUAUUCCCCAGCACUAAGCAUCUACCUAGACGUCGGGGGGUAGGAGGGGUAGGUUACCUGCUGCCCAUCUGAUUGUGUGUACUGGGGGGCACCUGACUUUCAUAUCCCUAUCAAUGACAAUGGUUGGCACCUUGCAGCCAGCCCCAACGCUUUCUGUGAAUAUUGGGCAAUCUCUGCAGCCAGCCCCAACGCUUUCUGUGUAUAUUGGGUACACUCUGCAGCCAGCCUCAACGCUUUCUGUGAAUAUUGGGCACUCUCUGCAGCCAGCCCCAAUGCUUUCUGUGUAUAUUGUGCACACUUUGCAGCCAGCACUGUGGCAUUCUGUGUUUAUUAUAACAAACAAAGUGACAAGCUGAGCCCAAAAAGGUGUAGUAUAAAUGUACAGCACCCUUGUGCUAAUAUAAAUGCAUAUAUUUACAUAUACUUCUAUGAGGUCGAUGUAUACAGUUAUUGAACGACUUUUAGUAGCCUCAAAAGGGAGAAAAAAGAACAGCAAAUAGUGCAAUAUGUAACAAUAUAUGCAAUGUUUUGUAUAAAGUGUAUAGAGGGCCAACUCACACUUUACUGAGCUACUAAGAGCUCUGCUGUAAAUCGUCUGGAUGGUACAAUCCCCGUCUUAGGAUAUGUGGAGCUUUGUUAUGAUUGCCAUCCAGUAUCUAUAGGGAAAAUAAAGCAAAAGAAGGCUUAUGGUGUAGUAUGUCUAUACACAAGGUAGGUAGUAAAUAAGUGGUAUCCUACUUACAAUAUACAGAGCAAUGACUUGCUCUGGUUUAGAGAGUGUUGCUGGUAUUAUCCCCACCUGGGAUAUGCAGGAUGUACCAGGAAAUACGAUGACAGGUAUAAGAUGAUAAAACAAUAAACAUUUACUUGUAUAUAAAUUAAAAAUACUUUAUUAGUAUAUUGUUUAAAAAGGUAUAAAUGUCCGGACGCAUUCUGUGUACAUUUGUUCACUCUCUGCAGCCAGCCCCAAUACAUUCUGUGUACAUUGGGCACUCUCUGCAGCCAGCCCCAAUGCAUUCUGUGUACAUUGGGCACUCUCUGCAGCCAGCCCCAAUGCAUUCUGUGUACAUUGGGCACUCUCUGCAGCCAGCCCCAAUGCAUUCUGUGUAUAUUGGGCACUCUCUGCAGCCAGCCCCAAUGCAUUCUGUGUACAUUGGGCACUCUCUGCAGCCAGCCCCAAUGCAUUCUGUGUACAUUGGGCACUCUCUGCAGCCAGCCCCAAUGCAUUCUGUGUACAUUGGGCACUCUCUGCAGCCAGCCCCAAUGCAUUCUGUGUACAUUGGGCACUCUCUGCAGCCAGCCCCAAUGCAUUCUGUGUAUAUUGGGCACUCUCUGCAGCCAGCACUGACACAUUCUGUGUACAUUGGGGAAAGGAUGUAACUCCUGGAGAGCAAAAAAUGGGGCACAAGAGAAUACUGAGAACGGGCAGCAGCUGAAGUAGCCUGCCCUUCGGUUGGUCUCCACUCAGAUCUCAAGCUGGUUUUAGCGCAUAUUGUGCCAUUACAGAGAGAACAUCUCUGAAACAUAUCAGACUGGUCCCACCCAUACGGGCAGUCCAGAUUUGAAAUGCCAGCAAGUUCCCUCUGCACGAGAGAUACAGCAACCCCAGACGAUCGUUUCAGCCUUGUUAGGCAUCAUCAGUGAGGCAUAGCUGAUAGCUCUCUAGGCACCGUGAGCAGGGGGUCCACGUCUGGAUUACCCUUUAAACUUGUGGAGAGAAAAAACGGGGCAGAAGAGAAAGGGUAAUCCAGAUGUGGACCCCUUGCUCACGGUCAGGGCCGGCCUUAGGGGUGUGCGAGCUGUGCGACCGCACAGGGCGCCAUGGAACAGGGGGCGCCCUGUGGCCGACACAGCUCACUCAUGGCCGGAGUGCAGGGGGGCUAAAAGAGGUACCUGGCUGGAGGAUUAAUUAUUCUCCACCCGGGUCUAUUAAAAAAAAAAAAAAAAUCGCGGCAGAGGGGGCGGGGUUUACCGAGCGGCGGAGGCGGGGCUUAUCGAGAGGCGGAGACGGGGCUAAUACCUCCCGAAGCCCCUGCUGUACAGGAAGAGGGAAAGAUGCUUCCCCAUCAGCCAACUGCAUCCACUGGAAAGAGGUAAGUGUGUGUGUGUGACUGUUUGCCUGUUUGUGUGACUGUCUGUCUGUGUGUGUGUGUGACUGUCUGUCUGUGUGACUGCCUGCCUGUGUGCGUGUGACUGUGUGUGUGUGUGUGACUGUCUGUGUGACUGCCUGUCCUUGUGUGUGUGUGUGUGACUGUCUGUCUCUGUGUGUGUGUCUGACUGUCUCUGUGUGUGACUGCCUGCCUGUGUGUGACUGUCUGUGUGUGUGUGACUGUCUGUCUGUGUGACUGCCCAUGUAUGUGACUGCCUGUGUGUGUGACUGUCUGUCUGUGUGACUGCUGUCUGUGUGACUGCCUGUGUGUGUGAGACUGUCUGUCUGUGUGACUGUCUGUGUGUGUGACUGUCUGUCUGAGUGUGUGACUGCCUGUGUGUGUGACUGCCUGUAUGUGACUGCCUGCCUGCCUGUGUGUGUCUGUCUGUAACUAUCUGUCUGUGUGUGACUGCCUGCCUGUGUGUGUGACUUUCUAUCUGUGUGACUGCCUGCCUGUGUGUGUAUAACUGUCUAUGUGUGUGUUACUGUGUGUCUGUCUGUGUGUGUGACUGCCUAUGUGACUGUCUGUCUGUGUGUGUCGCUGUAGCUGUGCCAUUGUUUGUGCCUGUGCCUGUAUGUGUGACUGCCUUUAACUGAGUGUGUGUGUACAUGCCUGUAACCGAGUUUAAAUUUCCCCCACCCCUUCCUGUCAAGGCCGCACUUUGACUGACAGACGCUCACUCACUGACAGACGCACACUCACUGACGACACAUACACACUCACUGACGACACAUACACACUCACUGACUGACACAUACACACUCACUGACUGACACAUAUACACUCACUGACCAACACACACAUUCACUCACAGACACACACACAUUCACUUACAGACACACACAAUUACACACUUACAGACACACACACACACACACACAUUCACUUCAAAAUAAACACUCACAGACACACACACAGACAUUUCCACUAACACUCACAAACUAAUAUUUUUUACAUUUAUUUUAAAUCCACCCAGCCUCCCUGGGAAAGCUGGAGUGGAUUUCUUACCAGCAGUCCAGUGUGGCUGCUGGGCAGGCAGGCAGGGGGCGCACAGGCUGAGUAAGCAGCGCUUAGUGAUGCCGGGAGCCGGACUGACGUCAUAUUCUGGCUCCCGGCUUCAUUAAGCGGCGCAGAGGAAGCUGAGCAGGAAGAGCUCAGGUGAGUAUGCUCCUUCGCUGCCCGCUGCCAGCCUUGGGGGGGCUCAAAAGUGGCCAGCCGGUCAGCUCUUGAGCCCCCCAGGAUGCGAGGCAAGCAAGGGAUCUGCCUGGGGGUUUGGAGGGAUGCUUUUUUUUGCCGCCCCCUGCAAAGUGGCGCCCAAGGCAGAUGCCUUGUUUGCCUCGUGAUACACACGUCCCGGUGCCUGUGUGUGUUACUGUAUUCAGGCAACUUGGUGGGAGGUGGGGGGGGCGCCGUGAAGACUUUUUGCACAGGGCGCCUAAUUGCCUAAGGCCGGCCCUGCUCACGGUGCCUAGAGAGCUAUCAGCUAUGCCUCACUGGUGAUGCCUAACAAGGCUGAAACGAUUGUCUGGGGUUGCUGUAUCUCUCGUGCAGAGGGAACUUACUGGUAUUUCGGAUCUGGAUUGCCCGUAUGGGUGGGACCAGUCUGAUAUGCUUCAGAGAUGUUCUCUCUGGAAUGGCACAAGAUGCGCUAAAACCAGCUUGAGAUCUGAGUGGAGACCAACCGAAGGGCAGGCUAUUUCAGCUGCUGCCUGUUCUCAGUAUUCUCUUGCGCCCCGUUUUUUGCUUUCCAAGGAUGUAACUCCACCUGCUUCCGCUCUUGCUGUGAUGCUCAGAAAAUGAACUCCCGUGAGUAGCCUUGAAAUCAUUACUGCCAUGUUUUUCAAUAAAAAGUGUAUUGUCCCGAAUUGGCAACAAGACUCAUGGACUAUGUUAUGGACUAUCCACGUUUGCAGUGGCUAGUAACUUUUAAGUCCUGGCUAUUAGUGUAGGCCCUGAUGUAACACACAUUAAAAUAAUAGAUACAUCAGAGUAUCAGAGUUCAAUGUCUCCUGUUAAAGGUGUACUCUCUUUUUGGAUAAUUUCCCAGCUUCUGUGACCCCCUCACCCAUGACACUCUCAGUGUUAUUCACUAGUUGAAUUCGAAGUGAAUUUGACAUUUAAAAGAACACUAUAGUGUCAGGAAUACAAACAUGUAUUCCUGACACUUUAGUGGUAAAAUAACUAUUUAGGUGAUUGUACUCACCUUUUCUCCCACGUUGCACUAGUCUCGCCUCCAUGGCUGAGAUCAUCAAAUUUCACAACCUCAGCCAAUCAAAUGCAAAACACCUUGCUGUGCUAAUCAGCAUCUCCUCCUAGAGAUACAUAGAAUCCAUGCAUAUGGUGAACGUUCAGCGCCUCCAUGCAAAGGAUGGGGACACUGAAUGUUAGUGAAAUACUAACCCAAGAAGAACGUCUAGUGGCCAUCUGAGUGACUAGGCCACAAUGUAAGCACUGUCUUUUCAGAGGGCUAUCUCACUAAUCCCACCCGGCUGAAUAGAUAUAUUCCAGUCCUCCUGGACACUGGAGUCGUUUUGGAGUAUUUUUACGGCAAGGAUAAUGCUUGGCCUAAAAUGACUCAUCCCAUCAUCUUGGGGUUCCCCUCUGAAAUGUUCCUUCAUUCAUAUUGUCUGGUUACAGUAUGUCCUCACAAUCCACCUCAAUGACAUCAUACAAUUUAAUAUAUAUAUAUAGAUAGUGAACAGCGUGAUCAAUCUGACCGAUUACAACAUGUCAUAAUAAUAUAUCUUAAUGACAUCACUAAAAGGACACUGCAGGAACCAUAACAACUUAAUUAACAAUAAGUAGUUGGUGCAAUGACAUUUCUGUAUUAAACAAUUGCUUUUUAGUUAACGGUAGACGAGUUUGAGGUUGUGUGGCUUAGAUUGAUGGGCAGUGUACGGGUUUGGGUUUCCACCUCUGGAAAUGAUGACGCAGUGAAACAAGUUUGCAUUUUACAAUGUUUCUCCAGAGAUAGAACGUAAACUAUUUAUUGAAUUAGAUUUUGUAUUAUUUACCUUCUUUAAUUGUGCCUACAUUUUGGAUAUAAAAGGGUGCAGAGAGAUGAUGAACUGAGCUAGUGAGAUAUGCAAGUUGUUUUUCAUUUUUCAUCAUGUGGCUAUGUGAUUCUUUUUACCAAACACUGGCACAUGUUUUCAUUUGAACCAUAAUUUAUUGAUCACAGCACAGAGAGGUAGCUGAGCCCAGAAAGCAGCCAUCUGCUCUUGAACUCUGGUAGGAAAGCAAAGCCAAUGUGAUUUCUGUAUAGAGGCACUAAGUCAUUUCGGUGAGCUGUCCGUCACAUCUGCCUGUCUUUUGUGAUGUGAUAGAAUGCAAUCACAGGGUGAAUUAUGAGUAUUGCGCAUGGUCUGCAAGACAGGAGGCCUUCCUUAUGGAUGGAGGAUUUGUGCUCUCUGCGAUAAAUCUGCCACUCCUUUCAUUUAUAACGCUAUCGAUGGUUUUAUAUCGAGACCAAUAGAUUCUGAUGGCACCAGACACACAGAUGAAGGAAUGUCUGAUACCAAAAAAUACUCCUGAUUUAGACAUGGCUAGAAAUGUCCUAGUAAAUAGACGAAGAUUAAUGGAGCAGCUUCAAAUUAGGGGGUCUCAUCCACUCCCUUUAUCCUAAAAACACAAUAACAACAUUUAUCAGUUUAAGUGUUGUUUCUCCUGUCCACCAUUGCUGAUGGAAUGUAAAGUAAUUGUGAUGAUUUUCUUCACACACCUUCAUCACCCAAUCAAACUCACCCAUCGUCCUCACCCACCUUCAUCACCCAAUCAAACACACCCAUCGUCCUCACCCACCUUCAUCACCCAAUCAAACACACCCAUCGUCCUCACCCACCUUCAUCACCCAAUCAAACUCACCUAUCGUCCUCACUCACCUUCAUCACCCAAUCAAACUCACCUAUCGUCCUCACCCACCUUCAUCCCUUACAUUCAUCACCCAUCAUCCUCAUCCACCUUCAUCACUCACCUACAUCACCCAUUGUCUACAUUCACCUUCAUCACCCAUCGUCAUCACCCACCUUCAUCACCCAUUGUACUCACCCACCUUCAUCACCUACUGUCCUCACCCACCUUCAUCAGUCUUCUUCCUCAUCCAUCUUCAUCACUUAUAGUCUUCAACCACCUUUAUCUCUCAUCUACAUACCCAACUUCAUCACCUUUCAUCCUUACUGUCCUUCAUCACUCACCAACCUCACCCUCAUUCAUCAGUCACCAUCCUCACCUAUUUUCAUCACUUAUUGUCCUCAAAAAUCUUCAUUACUCAUCAACCUUACCUAUCUUCAUCACUAAUUGUCCUCACCCACUAUUCCUUAUUUGCUGCUGCAUGUUCAAAAAAACCCUCUCCUGGCUUCUCAUUUCAUGGAGAAUACAAUACAAAAAGGAUCCUUGAUUCAUCUACAUAAAAAUACAUUCAUAGUUAAUUUAUUUGCUGAAUUCCAAAGCCAAAAUUUAAAGUAACCAUGAUUUAUUAUGACUUUCUUGUACCGGAGAACCCAGUAACUUUAACAUCUAUAAAUGACAUUUGUAGAUAGACCUGUUCGGUAUUCAGUCAUUCUUGAUUCCAAAAAAAGAAAGUAUGUGUUACACAUUUUGAUCAUAAUAUAAUUUCCUAAUAGUUCUGUACAGAAUAACUGACUGUCCAAUUGCAGUUCCAACAGGUGACAAAGGUGGGCUGCCAGGAUUGAGAUACGCGCAGUUCUUCUACCAGGGAUGUUUAUAGUUUAUAUAACCGGCUAAUUGCUUUUAUGUACCUUGUAAUAUUGGGACUUUGAAAUCGCUUUCUUGUAUCAUGUAUCAUUGCUUCAAGGGUUCGUACCAGGCUUCUGGGAACAUGGGAGAGGAAAGAUAACAAAUUAAAUUCUUCUCCAAAUAGCUGCAGGGAUACAGUGUAUAAAGAAAAAAGAAUUUCAGGAAUCCUCUGAACAGCAGACUGACCAUGAGAGAGAGCUCCCAAGCAAUGCAUCAAAGGACCCCUGUCACUUCCUAAAUGUUAUAUAUGAGUCGUGCUAUUUAGAAAAAAUACACAAAUUUUAUUUUAUUCAACUUACAUCACAUGCCAGGCUGUCGUCAUGGCAUAGCUGGGCAUGUGAUACAAAUAUCCGUGACCUGAAUGAUGCUGGAUGUGGGCACGGUAAGAGGGCAUUCGCUUGCAUGCCAAUGCAUGCACACGCAUGUUCACUUCAUUAGAAGCAAACAUUUGUGUGUGUUGUGGAGGUAAGUGUGUUUGGUUUUUGUUGUGUAAAUAUUUGUUUAGGCUUUUUUUCUUCAAAGACAAAAGAACAACAGUUAGAUCAGAUCACGUAGGCUCCAAGAAGGUAACAGAUCCAAGUUGCAUAAACAUAAACUAUGAGGCUGACAUAUCUCUAUGGUUUCAAGACAGGUGACUUAAAAUUGUAGGAGCAUAAUGAUUCAGCAAUAGACCUCAAAUAGCGUAAUUCUUCAGUUAGCGCACUAUAUAUCAGUGUAUAUGUGCUUAAGUGUAUGUGGAAAAGCAGAAAGUAGAGUUCAAAGUAUAAUUAAAAGAAAGUCAGUAAAGAGAGGGAAAGUCGAAAGAAAAGGUUUCCUAUGGUCGUUCCCACCUGCCCUUUAGGCUACUUGACACCUGCCCUCUGUCCCACACGGUGGCUGUGGUCCUCGAAGGAGUGUCUGAAAUUCAGUGGUUACUGUGAUCAUGAUCCAGUGUGUCCAGAUAGACAUAUAUAUGUGUGUACGUCCUAAUGCACUAAAGGUAAGUACCUCUAUCGCCCUGAGAUCCUCCACCCUGGAGAACCAGAACUGUAUUGAGGGUGUGUAAGGUUUGCACCACAUUAGGGGAAUUAGAUGUAUAGCAACAUUCAAGAUGGUCAGUGAUUUAUUUGUAAAUAGAAGUCACCACUGAGGUAUGGUGGAGGAGGAACGAUUCCUAAUGAAUUGGUGGAGGCUGGUCAAUAAAUAGAUUAAUUAUGUCAUAUACCUGCUUCCAAAACAGUUAUGCAUGGACAAUCCUAUCGGAUAUGUUGAUAAGGGCCCAGUGUGUCAUUCACCAUCCUCAGAGGGAUCAAAUCUGCUUAGGAUCUGCAGAGAUAUGUACCACAUGCAAAGUAACAUAUAUGCAGAUUCAUGUGUUCUGCUAGACAGGGAACACUGGUGAAUAAAGUUACACGUUUUCUCUGUGUGGUUCUUAAAAAGUAGUUUAUGGGGGGAGGGGCCUGACAACCAAGAUGGCCGGACAUGUUCUGUGAUAGCUCUGGAAUACUCGAGCUUGUAAUAAGUCUUUUCUGCUGAAAACCACUCUGGAUGCCGCUUCACAUGACCUGUGCACUUAUUAACACUGAGUGGGAACACAGGGUUACUUGGGUUGACGAGAAAUACAGUGAACUGGAUUCAUCUGACACUGAGGCCUAUCUUUAACCCGUGGGAGAUAUACCGGUCCACACUGGAGAAACUCACCUAACUGCAACAGCGGAAUCCCCGGCUGAAAAGCCGACUGCAUGACGCUCCCAAGAUGGCAGCUGCAUCGCAACCCUCACGACACCAAGACCAUACAAUCAUCCUGACCUGGAGAGUGUUUUAAUGCCAAUUUCGAUCAAAUAUGUCAGAAGAUCUGGGAAUGCAUCUACGGCAAACCUCACAUCAUCACUCCAAUUGAACAGUCCGAACCUCGUGCUGUGCGUCGAAGCAGCUAUCCCACUCCGAGCUGGGGGUUCACGCGGAGGGAACUUCUACCAGACGCCCACAUACCCAGCGGGUUCUCCAACCUAUGCUCAUCCUUUAGGCUCGGGGACCCUGCAGAGAGGUGCUAGAGGGUCUGUGGACAUGCAGCUCCGGCUCUUCUUGGCAUGGGGGGUGAAGAACCAUGUUGUGGUGGUUCACCUACAGCUUACAUACCCGGAGUCCAGCUACCUCCUAAGCACAGCAUAAGGAAAAGCAAUGGCAUCCUACCUAGACUGGAGCUGGACUAUUUAGUGUGGACAAUGUGUGGUGUGUGAUGAAUGUCUGGCGAUAGUGGUCCUGCUCACUCACAGUUCAUCCAGUUCACAGUGCAAGGACUCAUCUAUUUUUCUUCUCUCCUAGACUCUUAUAUGUGACAAGUAUCCAGUGGCAUUAUUAAACACACGUGCUCUACAGUAAUCUCACGUUAGCUAUUUUACACCUAGUUUAUAUCAUGCGUCUAGUUUGUUUCUCUUCUCUUACUAUUUCAAACUAAGUAAAUUAGCCUGUUUCUUUCUCCUCAUGUUUUAUUACAAGUAAAGUCAGAUGUCAUUCUAAGCAGACAUCUUUCUAGCUCCUCUCCUGACUCACAUUCUUACAUCCUCUCGUGCUCAAAAUAUAAACAUUGUGCAGGUUUGUGGAAGCAACACUAAUGUUUUCUAUUAUGUUUUACUUUUGCGUGCUGAUGCUGUUGUGGCAAUGCAAGCUUGUAUUGUUAUAUGUGCACAACAAAAAUAAAGAAUUAUAAAAAAAGUUGUUUUUUAGGCUAUUUUACAGCAGCCAAAAAAGGCCGGAGUUGGGAACUUACUUUGCCAUUGAAGGGUGUAUAGAAAAGAGAUCUCAUGCUCUGUACGUCAAAGUCUGUCAAUUUUCGUGUGAGGCAGGGGUCCCUGUACUAGAUUUUGUAACGGUACCCAUCAGUAUCUCCGUAAGGAAGUGGCGGACCUGAGGCACCUUUUGUUGAAAUAGUGUUUGUAAAACCCUGGAUUAUAACCCAGAAGGGAAGGAGGGAUUGAAAACCAAUGGAGGUAACACUGAGGGAAAGGAAAAUAGGUCCAUGGGUUGUGCAAGGGCAUGUCAGAUAGUAUACUCGUGGCCCAUUUAUAAUAACAACCUUUUCUAAGUGUCUACUCGACUGCUUGUCUAAAUGUAGAUAUUCCUUAUUCCAUUGUGUACAUAGCAGCGCUUGUCCCUGAGGAAUUGCCUGGAGGUGACAAAACGCUUAGGACUGUUAUAUUGCUGUUCCUUACCUAUGUGGAAGUAAUAAAGACUAUUUUUGCACUUUACUCGAUCCUUGUUUCACACUUUUCACUUUAUUCCUUUAUGUUCCAUUAUAUAUGAUACCGAGUGGAAACGUGAAAAAAUACUUCCUGACCAGGAUAAUUUGAAGGCUUCAUUUAUUCUGCAUAAUAGUGAAUGGCCAGUUGGAAUUUGCUCAGAGUGGCGAUUGCGUACAACAUUGCAGUAUGUUAUGCUAUUCGUUUUUUUAGAGGAACUACCCUUGUACACUAUACAUCUAAAUGUAGCAAUGCCUGCUUGGGCCUACCCACCAGGACACCAUAUGUUUCUUCCCAGUGUCCCCUCCUUCACCCUUUCAACCACCCUCAGGAGAUGACAAGCGUAAUAAAAGUUUGGUACUGCUAGAACCCCCUGGACUUUUCUGUUUAUUCAGUAUCUAUAGCUAUAUAUCAAUAACAACAUAUUUGGAUAAUUAAAUUUUUAUAAUAUUUACAGUUUCCAGGAGAGCAGAUCUCUUCCUUCUCAGGAAUCCUUACAGGUCACAGUGACAAAGAACGUGGGUUUUGACAUCAUAUGACAUCACUUUCAACAUUUUCAGUUUCAGACCAGCUUGCUGAUUUAUUAAUACAUUAUACAGUAACGGUGCUAUUCUUCUCCCCAUUGUCUACUUUAUGUCUCUUGAUCCCCACUUAGUGGAGAAGGGACAUAUAUCUUGAUUAUUAUUAUUAUUAUUUAUAUAGCUCCAACAUAGUUUGCUGCACCUCGCAGUUUGAUGAAUUUUUCAGGACAUUAAAGGAACACUAUAGUCACCUAAAUUACUUUAGCUAAAUAAAGCAGUUUUAGUGUAUAGAUCAUUCCCCUGCAAUUUCACUGCUCAAUUCACUGUCAUUUAGGAGUUAAAUCACUUUGUUUCUGUUUAUGCAGCCCUAGCCACACCUCCCCUAGCUAUGAUUGACAGAGCCUGCAUGAAAAAAAAAACUGGUUUCACUUUCAAACAGAUGUAAUUUACCUUAAAUAAUUGUAUCUCAAUCUCUAAAUUGAACUUUAAUCACAUACAGGAGGCUCUUGCAGGGUCUAGCAAGCUAUUAACAUAGCAGGGGAUAAGAAAAUCUUAAUUAAAAAGAACUUGCAAUAAAGAAAGCCUAAAUAGGGCUCUCUUUACAGGAAGUGUUUAUGGAAGGCUGUGCAAGUCACAUGCCGGGAGGUGUGACUAGGGUUCAUAAACAAAGGGAUUUAACUCCUAAAUGGCAGAAGAUUGAGCAGUGAGGCCGCAGGGGCAUGUUCUAUACACCACAAUUGCUCCAUUAAGCUAAAGUUGUUCAGGUGACUAUAGUGUCCCUUUAACGGUUAUAUUUUUUGUUGAACCAAGAGAAUAGAUUGUACAAAUGUAUCUGGGUAAAAUAGGAUGGCAUUUUUGAUUGCUGUCUUAAGCUGUCCUGAUCUGACUUAAUAACACAAGACAAAGAUUAUGGCUGGCUUCCCAACUCUAAAACCGUCCAGUCUGUAACUAGAAACGGUGUAUUAAAGCCAGUGCAAGAAUUCACUCAAAUAGGGACUUAUUCACUAAAGUGUGCAUUGUCAGGAAUGCAAAGUGAUUUUUAUGUUGUCAUCCAAAGCAGCUGAAUUAAUAACAUAGCUGAAAAAUGUUUCAGUCAGGCUAUUGUGGCCUAAGAUUUUAAAUUCACUUUCAAUUCCCAGCAAUUAAAACUUUCAUGAAUAUCCUAACAGUGUCUGCACUAUGUGUCAGUAGGUUGUAUGGACUAACAGUGUCUGCACUGUGUGUCAGUAGGUUGUAUGGACUAACAGUGUCUGCACUGUGUGUCAGUAGGUUGUAUGGACUAACAGUGUCUGCACUAUGUGUCAGUAGGUUGUAUGGACUAACAGUAUCUGCACUAUGUGUCAGUAGGUUGUAUGGACUAACAGUAUCUGCACUGUGUGUCAGUAGGUUGUAUGGACUAACAGUAUCUGCACUGUGUGUCAGUAGGUUGUAUGGACUAACAGUAUCUGCACUGUGUGUCAGUAGGUUGUAUGGACUAACAGUAUCUGCACUAUGUGUCAGUAGGUUGUAUUGACUAACAGUAUCUGCACUAUGUGUCAGUAGGUUGUAUGGACUAACAGUAUCUGCACUAUGUGUCAGUAGGUUGUAUUGACUAACAGUAUCUGCACUAUGUGUCAGUAGGUUGUAUUGACUAACAGUAUCUGCACUAUGUGUCAGUAGGUUGUAUGGACUAACAGUAUCUGCACUGUGUGUCAGUAGGUUGUAUUGACUAACAGUAUCUGCACUAUGUGUCAGUAUGUUGUAUGGACUAACAGUAUCUGCACUAUGUGUCAGUAGGUUGUAUUGACUAACAGUAUCUGCACUAUGUGUCAGUAUGUUGUAUGGACUAACAGUAUCUGCACUAUGUGUCAGUAGGUUGUAUGGACUAACAGUAUCUGCACUGUGUGUCAGUAGGUUGUAUUGACUAACAGUAUCUGCACUAUGUGUCAGUAUGUUGUAUGGACUAACAGUAUCUGCACUAUGUGUCAGUAGGUUGUAUUGACUAACAGUAUCUGCACUAUGUGUCAGUAGGUUGUAUGGACUAACAGUAUCUGCACUGUGUGUCAGUAUGUUGUAUUGACUAACAGUAUCUGCACUAUGGGUCAGUAUGUUGUAUGGACUCAGUCAGAGUUCUCUGGGCUGUGUUUAUAUGGAGUAAUUUAUCACUUGUCUAUAUAUAUAUAUACAGCUUGUGUCAUGUUAUCCAUCAUAUAGUUCUCGUCAGUUACCUUAGAUCACCCUUGUGUUCCGUUACUCUAACAUUGAUUCAGAUUAAUCAUAAUGUAUUUAUAUAGUAUGAACUUUGCCGGAAUGGUAACAUUAGAUGCAUAGAAGCAGAAGGAAACAGAAAUAUCUAUUUUCUAUUUUUUUCAAUAGAUGAUUGGAUUCGUUGUUUAUCUGAAACUCACUUAUUUGGAGACUUCAUUCCCAUCAGAUCCUUCCUUUUCGGAUGAUUCUCUCUAAUGAAUGUAACCUCAUGUGUUGGUUGUGUUGUCUAUUCUAACACACAGGUAGCUCACAUUAAUCCUUCAGUUACUGACCCCGGAAAGACUAUCUCUGCCUCGAUUUCAUGGAAAUAGGAUGCAAUUCUCAAACAAGUUAAAGGGAUACUGUUUAGCAGAUAUACACCAAUGAAAACAUGCAAGUGUUAAUUCUGCAUUUUUUCAUUUGGAGUUAUAUAUAAAAAUAUCUUGCAAAAGCUACAGUUUUCUUGUCUGCAGCCUUUACAAGCCCUCCUCUUUUAACCCCACCCAGACUUUCUGUGGUUGUCCUAUCACAGACUUCCUAAUGCAUCUCAAUAAGAAGUCUUUGCAAGACAGGUGCUCUGGGCAAUUGCUGCCCCUCGAGUUUGUCUGCACUGAGCUAAAUAAGCAAGGAAGUAACAGGACCAGUUGUCUGAUUGCAGGCCUCCCAACAAUUCCUAUUUUGUCAGAAUUUUCAGAUCCUGUCCCACCGUCCUGACUCUAAUGAAAUAUUCCAAAUGACUUAGUUCCCUAGUGUAUUGCUUUUGAGGGCAAAAGGGAACUGUCCCUAUUAAACAUUGCACAUGUGCAUCAUUAGACCCGCUCACACUAUGUUCAGGGCAGUAGGACCCUGCACUAUGAAACAGUGCUCCCUGCAGUUUCUGUCCACAGUGGGCAGACGCCACUGUGAUCCAACCCCUUUUCUAUGGCAGGUCCACACCUUUGGGUAGAGUUAUUGACACUAUCACAUCAUUGGCCCACCCUGUGUGCCCCCUCCAGGACACUGGAGCUGGAAGGUAUGUGAUUGACAUUUAUAAAGUGUAAAUUUCUUCCAAUUUCUAUUGAAAUCUGCAUUAAAAAAUGCUUUUUACACAUAAAACAUUCUAAAAUGCUGAAGUGCUUUAAGGGUCUGGAGUGUCCUUUAACAUGGGCCCAUAAGUGGCAAUAUGGAUUGAAUUUUGGCAAACGUUAUUUCUGGAGGAAUAAGACUUUGAAAGCAAUCACUUUCCCAUUGCCCUCCCCCGUAGUUCUGAAAGGGUUAAUAUUUAGGAGCCAGAGGGCGCUGAGCUGAAUGUUCUGCAGAUUGUAACUUGGCAGCAUUACUGGUUAAUGUAAUACUAACUCCUAGACAAUGAUAAGGAACAUUCAUCUGAAUUCCUUCUCUAUAGAGAAUGAUUAAUAAAACACUCCCUCUCCCCCCCCCCUCUAUUUUUCAACUCUGUUUUUUUAAAUUGAGCCUUAUUCACCAAACACUUAAUUCUAGUGAAAUAUAAUCUAUAUUCUAAAACUCAGGUUAAAAUAUCCAAGCUCUGCCUAUAACAGAGCUGGAAACAUUUUGAAAAUCAAUGUUGCAUUUGGGAUUUUAAUUCGCUCUGAUUCCAUGUUUGAUGAGUUGAAAUACAUAAUAGCAUUGCUGAGCUUUGUGCUCGGCCCUUUCUGAAUGCUACGGGGCUCCUUCAUGAAAGAUUGACCCAUAAACUUGACUCUUCUUCAAGCAUAUCGGCUGUUUAGUUUUAAGAGCUGGCUAUUUAAGUCCUUAUGAAUACCUCUGGGGCUGCGGUUGAACAAACUAAAACAGAAGAGGUUACACUCCAGUCACUUAAAACUCAAUGAUAAAUAUAUAUUUUAUGGCUUCUCUUUGAAGUCUUUCCACAUUAGAGAAACAUGCAGAGAUUUAACCCCUAUAGUUCCAGGCACUGAACACGAGACAGACUCUUCUUAUUAUAUUUUAAAUGCGUUAAUACUCUUUCCAAGGAUCCACAGAUUAAUGGUUUAAUCUGAAAUAAAAAACAGCAACACUAGCAAUUCUCAUUGUCAGUUCUUUAGAAUUUUCUGUUUAGUGAAUAAAUUACUUUAUGUAAUUCCUAUCAUCCUCAGCCAUGAGAACUGGGAGUCACUGACAUCGGGUACAUUUACUAUAGCAAAUUUUCCUAAUUAGUUAAAAACGUCAGAAAAUGCUAACUUGUGUCCAUAGUUAUCAUUACUGCAUCUAGUUUCCCUAACGUGAAUUUAUCAGAAUGCACACUAUUGAAAAUGCAGUUUGAUUGUUUGUUUCUGAUGACGGUCCUAAACUGUCAUCGGUCCUCAACGGGCUAAAGGGACACUAUAGUCACCAAAACAACAUUAGCUUGAUGAAGCAAUUUUGGUCUAUAGAUGAUACCCCUCCAGUCUCAUUGCUCUAAACUCUGCCAUUUGGGAGUAAAAUAGCUUUGUUUAUGCAGCCCUAGUCACACCUCCUUGCAUGUGACUUACACAGCCUACCAAACACUUCCUGUAAAGAGUCAUCUAAUGUUUACACUUCCUGCAUUGAACAUACUGUUUAAUUUAGAAUUUCUUAUCUCCUGCUCUUUUAAUAGCCUUCUAGACCGUGCAAGAGCCUCCUGCAGGUAAUUAAAUCAAUUUACAGAGCAGGAGAAAAAAACAUUUAAAGUAAGUUACAUCUGAUUGAAAGUGAAACCAUUUAGUUUCAUGCAGGCUGUGUGAGCCACUGCCAGAGGAGGUGUGGCUAGGGCUGCAUAAACAGAAACAAAAGUGAUUUAACUCCUAAAUGGCAGAUAAUUGAGCAGUGAAACUGCAGGAUCAUGAUCUAUACACCAAAACUGCUUCAUUAAGCUAAAGUUGCUUUGGUGACUAUAGUGUUCCUUUAAAUUGCUCUGUUCAUUCAGACUUGAGGGAGGCUAUUUCUAGUUGCACCGGCCCUUUUGACAUUUCCUGGGCAAACGUUUAUAUGUUUCUGUCACGUGUAAUAAAGGAAGUAGUGUGUGUCAAUGUAAACUGCUUCCUAAAACACAACGUAAACCUACAUCGUUUAAACUUAAUGGGUUCUCAAAAAAAGAACAAUUGAAAGUGAAGCAGUCACCGUGGAAACCAGUGGAAUGUUCUUCUGAUAGCUGAGCUUUUAGAAUUUGACCCCAGAAUUGUUCCUUAUACAGAAUUGUUACUUUGUGUUUUCUAAGGGAAGUUUUCAUUUUAUUUAAAGAUUAAUAUUUGGAAUUAAUAUUUGUUGUGGAGAGAAUAAGGGCAGGAGACCAGAUUUUUCUGUACUCCGUGUCUUACAGUUAAUUGGAUUUGGGUCGCUGUAUAACUGCAGGUGUUGGGAUUCCAGCCAGUUACUGUCAUCGGCAAACUCUGAUUGCUAGUCUGUUACAGGACACAGCUAAUAUAUCACUUACACUUGGCCAUAUCUUAAGUAGUGCCGGUAUUUAGAUAGGCCUGGGAGAGCAUGAUUCUCUGGUUACAUGCACUACAACUCCAAUCAUCCAUAAUGUUUUCUCCCUGCAAUCUCCCGGUUGUUAAUUGUCAAACUCUAAAUGCUCUUUUAUUCAUUUUAAAGUUGAUCUGGCAUUUUAAAUAUUUUUUUGGGACGAAGGAUUCUUUAAUAAAAUAUGUCUGUAGAAUGUUUUUUUGUUGCAGACUGGCCCGAUAUUGUUCAAGGAAUACUUUACCUUAUGCAGCUCUCUUCUGAUGAUUCUAUAUAUCUCAAGUGUAAAUCGGGAAUUUUUCAACACAUUCAUUUAAAUAUACUUUUAUUCGCAGAAUAUAUCAUUUAGUUUGGAAUGGGAGCAUUAACUGCAAGUAGGUCUAAUACUAGAGGUUUAUUCCAAAAACGGUUAAUGGCAGUGAAUUUCGAAUUCUAGAAUUUAGAAUGUCAAAAUGUAUAUUAAAAUAGCUGAUUUGGAAAAAUUCUUUAACUCGGUUAUAUCCCAGUUCAUUCAUUAAGUACUAAAACUCCCGGAUUAGAUAACAAAUCGCUGUUCCAUUAAUUGUUCACAAUGACACAAUGUAAACUUUGAAUAACGUGUGCGUUGUUACACAGUACAUUUUUCUGUACGAUCCGCCCAGAUUUCAAACUGCGGACUGGGACACAGAAUGAGCUGACAGUGCUGGCGAUCUCUCGGCUGAGCUGAGUGACAGCCCGGCGAGGAAGCUCUGUUCCAACCUGCUCUCUGCAGGUCUUACUGUCAGAAUGAUGCAUAUUUCAUUGGAUAACUCAAAGGGAAAAUAAAUAUAGAUAAAGGCCCCCUAGUCAGACAAGGGUCACAGCUACCCGCCCUCAUUCUGUGUAUUUCUAUCUAUCUUUCAGAUCAACAACAUUAGUUUAACCCUCCGAGGCACGCAGAGCACAGACACCACUGACAUUUACGUGAGAAGGAAUCCUGAUUCAGAAUCUCAAUGACAUCUUAAUCUUCAUUUCAUAUCUUCAUUUAUGAUCUUUAUUUUCUGCUCAAUGAGUUAUUAAAGUAUAAAUACCACUUUGUAGUGGUUAUGGUGUUAUGGUCCCAGGAAUCGCCUGUUUUCCAAAUAGCUUGACACAUACCUGGCUCUUUUAGGUACCCACAGUCUAUCUGAUAUACUGACAGGUCUCAGCCAAUGCGGGAUGUCCAAAGUGGGUCUGUUUAUACAGUAGACUGAACUUUAGUGUGUUAGCCCAGGCUGAACAUACUGCGUGCACCUAACAGAGCCGGGUAAGUGAUCAUACAUAGACUUGUGCAUGGCAAACAAAAAUAGGUUUGUCUGCAAAUGUUUUUGUUUUUUUGUUUAGAAAUAUAGAUUUUCGUCCACGUGGCGUUUUGAUUCAGAUGAAUCCAAAAUGAUGCAAAAAUGUGCCUAUUUGUCAAAGUGUCUGGAAGAAUCCUUCAUGGAAAUAAAUAGAUUCCUUACAGCUUCUUCUUUUCCCCACUAUUGGUAACUUUUCAGUUGAUCAGUUAAAAAAAUCCACGUUUCGUGACUGCCCUCCUAAACGUCAAUCAUAAUUUUUUUCUAUCAAUUAUCUUUUGUUUCCUCCAUUUGAUUGGACAGGAGAUACAGACCAUAUCAUUGGGCAGAGCCUCUUGUCCAGCAUGGGAAACUAAGCUGCUUAGUUGUCCUCUUGCGAAGAAAAAGAAAAAACGCUUCUUCUCAAUUUCUUCAUUCCCACCAGCUUGUCUAUUGUCUGUUUCUCAAUCAGAUUGAGAUCUGGGUAAUUUGGAGGCCAAGACAACACCUUGAAUUUUUUGUCAUGUUCCUUGAACCAUUCCUGAUCAAUUUUUGCAGUGUGACAGGGUGCAAUAUUCUGCUGAAAGGGGCUAGUGCCAUCAAAGAACACUAUUGCUAUAAAGGGGUGUACGUGGUCUGCAACAAUCUCUAGGUAGGUAGUAUGUGUCAAAAGGGACAUCCACAUGAAUGCCAGGACCCAAGACUUCCCAGAAGAACAUUGCCCAGAGCAUAACACUGCCUCCACCUACCUGCCCUUUUCCCAUAGUGCAUCCUGCUGCCAUCUCUUCCCCAGGUAAUCGACGCACAUGCACCCUGCAUCCACUUGGUCUAAAAUAAAACAUGAUUCAUCAGACCAGGCAACCUUCUUCCACGGAUCAAUAUUUAUUGUGUUGGCACUCCAUUACGUAAUGGUUCAGGUGUUAGAGGUAAUCCCCAAAUGGACCUCAAUUACAUAUAGAAAGAACUAGAUCUCUUAAUACCGCACUCACAUGCAUAAAAAUAUGCAUCCAAAAAAGAAUCGAUAUGUAAGUCUGCAAACGUUCAUUUAUUGUCCACCAGAUACACCAAAUUCAUAAAGAUAGAACUAAAUUCGAAAAAAAAGGAAAAAAAGGACCACUAUUGCCAAAUAUACAGAUUGAUGAUCCCUCUAUGAAUUCAUCUAUAAUGCAUGUAACAAAAUGUCAUAGUAUGUACAUCCAAAUUAUUUACAACUAUAUACAGUCCAUAAACAUCAUAUGAAUGAAGCUGAAAGUUCUUAAAUAUUCAGGUGGAUCCUCCACUAAUUGAUAUUCUGUUGUAACAAAAAAAAAAUGGUUAAAAAAGGCAAAAAGACAAAAAAACUGAAAAAAUGAGAAAAAGAUUAAAAAAAGGGGGAAAAAAGAUAAAAUAGAAGAAAAAAACAUGACAAACCUUAUUCCAUUACUCCAUUUUCCAGUUGUGAUGCUUACUUCUCCAUUGAAGGUGCUUUCGGUGGUGGGCAGGAGUCAUCAUGGGCACUUUGACUGGUCUGCUUCUACACAGCCCCAUAUGGAACAUACUGCGAUGCACGGUGUGUUCUGACACCUUUCUAUCAUGGCCAGCAUUAUGUUUUUCAGCAAUUUGAGCUACAGUAGCUCUUCUGUGUGAUUGGACCAGACGAGAUAGCCUACUUUCCCCCAUGCAUCAAUGAGCCUUGGCCUGAUGCCGGUUGUCCUUUCUUGCACUACUUUUGGUAGGUACCAACCACUGCAGACCAGGAACAGCACCAAGACUUGCUGUUUAGCAGAUGCUCUGAACCAUCGUAGGUCGUCUAGCCAUCACUAUUUGGCCCAUGUCAAAGUCACUCAGAUCUUUUCGCUUGACUGUGUCUCCUGCUUCCAAUACAUGAAAUUCAAGAACUGACUGUUCACUUGCUGCCUGAUAUAUCCCACCCCCUGACAAUAUAAUCAAUGUUAUUCACUUCACCUGUCAGUGGUUUAAAUAUUGUGGCUGAUCAGUAUAUACGGUGAAGUUUAGGUUUGCAUUUGUUAAUAUAGGUUUAUUGUAAAUGCUCCUGUUAAAAAGCAGAUGUGACAUAGGGGAUGUUUCUGUUUCUAUUCUGUAUUUACUAAGUAUUAUACAACUAAAGGCAAAAGCUGGGUUGCUGAUGUGCCUUAAGGACUAAGUGGGAACGCACUGCCCUAGAUAAUGAGCUACCGUGUUUCCCCGAAAAUAAACCCUACCCCGAAAAUAAGCCCUAGUCGGAUUUUCGGCGUGGGCUGCAAUAUAAGCCCUACCCCGAAAAUAAGACCUAGGCAUUGCACCUUUGCGGCGAGACUUCCUUCUUGUACUGUAGGAGGAGCGUUGCGGGCCGCGGCAUCGCGCAACGUGAUGACGACAUUUUGCAGCGCCGUCAGUCUGCCUUCACGGAUCUUCAGCGGAAGGAUCCAUUUCCGGGCGGUGAGGCACCCAGUGGUCGGACUCGGCAAGGAAUCUUUGAAAUGUGAGUACCGGUAGAUAUUUUAUGUCUGGGACUGAAUUAAAGGGGGCGGGGGUGAAUUAAUUAAAGGGGGGGGUGAAUUAAAGGGUGGGCUGGAUUAAUUAGAGGGGGGUGAAUUAAUUAAAGGGGUGGUGAAUUAAUUAAAGGGUGGGCUGGAUUAAUUAGAGGGGGGUGAAUUAAUUAAAGGGGUGGUGAAUUAAUUAAAGGGUGGGCUGGAUUAAUUAGAGGGGGGUGAAUUAAUUAAAGGGGUGGUGAAUUAAUUAAAGGGGUGGUGAAUUAAUUAAAGGGUGGGCUGGAUUAAUUAGAGGGGGGUGAAUUAAUUAAAGGGUGGACUGGAUUAAUUAGAGGGGGUGAAUUAAUUAAAGGGGUGGUGAAUUAAUUAAAGGGUGGGCUGGAUUAAUUAGAGGGGGGUGAAUUAAUUAAAGGGUGGACUGGAUUAAUUAGAGGGGGUGAAUUAAUUAAAGGGGUGGUGAAUUAAUUAAAGGGUGGGCUGGAUUAAUUAGAGGGGGGUGAAUUAAUUAAAGGGGGUGAAUUAAUUAAGGGGUGAAUUAAUUAAAGGGUGGGCUGGAUUAAUUAGAGGGGGUGAAUUAAUUAAAGGGUUGGUGAUUAAUUAAAGGGUGGUGAAUUAAUUAAAGGGUGGGCUGGAUUAAUUAGAGGGGGUGAAUUAAUUAAAGGGGUGGAUUAGAGGGGGUGGAUUAAAGGGGGUGGAUUAAUUAAAGGGGGGUGGAUUUAUUAAAGGGGUGGAUUUAUUAAAGAGGGGGGUGGAUUAAUUAAAGGGGGUGGAUUAAAGGGUGGGCUGGAUUAAUUAAAGGGGGGUGGAUUAAUUAGAGGGGGGUGGAUUAAUUAAAGGGGGGUGGAUUUAUUAAAGGGGGGUGGAUUUAUUAAAGAGGGGGUGGAUUAAUUAAAGGGAGUGGAUUAAUUAGAGGGGGUGGAUUUAUUAAGGGGGGUGGAUUAAUUAGACAGUAUGGUAUUUUGAUCCCCAGACAAGAUGAGUGCAAAGAGAAAGAGCUGUACAUACUGGUAACGUAAAUAAUAAGCCCUACCCUGAAAAUAAGCCCUAGUGUGUUUUUUUGUGACUAAAAUUAAUAUAAGACCCGGUCUUAUUUUCGGAGAAACACGGUAUUAUGGAAAGAUUGGUUUCUCCUGGUUUAAACUUAGCUUGAAAUUUCAUGGUACAAAUUAAUCUUUGGGUUUUCCUGGUCUGAGCUUUGCUUUGAACAUUUUCUGAGUUGAUCACAAUGUUGCAAAUUGGAACUGGAACAGUGAUUAGUGAUUAGCACUUUCCCCUCCCAGUAACCAGACGACACAUAGUUCUGGGAGUACAAACUGGAAUGCUUUAAUCCGGCCAGAUGGCCUGCUUUUAUACAGUUUAGACACAGUCAAACACGCCCAUAACACUCCCACACAAAACAGGAUAAUCCCUCUCUUGGACCUGAGAGGGGACUAGUUACAUGUUACAAACUCUUCCUCUGUGCCUGAGUGAUAAUUGAGUCAGGAACAGAACUAACUCAAUUAUCUCCAGGCACAGAAAAACAUACAGUAUUACAAACCCCCAAAAUUCCUUUAAAACACAUAAAAACGCUGAUCUGGGUGACCAACAUAUCCAAAAAUCACCCAGAUCGGUUCAGGGGUUCGGAAUUUCCCUGGAAGUCAUUUGACUAGUUUAAAAAUUAACAAACUACAAACGGAAUCCAUAGUUCUACCCUGGAGCUUGUUCACCUUUUUUGUGGGAACGUUCCCACCGAACAGUGCACUUCUAGGUCACAUAGAAACGAACGCAGGUGAUGAUGGAAGUCCAGUGGUGUUUGGCAGUUUCUGUGUCCGAUUUUAAUUCCAUUAACUCGAUGACCAAACACCACUGCCUCCGUUCAUCCAAACAAGAUGGCUGCCACCUCGUAGUCGUUCAUACGAAUUGCAGCUACCCAGAUGAACAAUUAGAACACUGCGGUGGGUGGUCUCUGGUUAAUGCUGUUGUUCGGUUCCCGAACAACAUAACCUAGAUUACAUGAACAGAGUAGUUUGAAGGGUAUCUUGUAUGGCCCAUAAUCCUGGGGCAGGAGGCUGGCUAACAGGCUCCUCCAGGAGCUCGUGGCAAACGACCAGACCACAGGGCGUUUGUCACACCAUCUCGCUGUGAUAAAAUGUUACUGAUUGCGAAUGCGUUAGUGGUCUCAUCUGCACUCAGCAUCCUGGAAUAUUUCUUGAUAUCAAUUCCUGACUAACAAACUAUGGGCACCGCAAUGUUUCUGCUCUCUGAAAGCACACUCGUUUUCUCUGCUAAAUACAAGAAAGCGUUUCUUCCAUCUGCUGAAGACAUUUUGCCAACACAUUUUGCUUUGCUUUAGACUUGGCCGUACAAGAAAGCAAACAGGAGAUCAUGAAAGCGAUAAAGUGGAUUGUCAGAAAAUUUAUUGACAUACCUCACAUUCUGCACGGAACAUAAAUGAAGUGAUACUUAUAGAUCAUAAAACUAAUUAGAGAUAAGGAUAUCACUGCAGUUAUAAUGAUUUGUUAUUCCCAACGUUAGUCAGAACUAAGAGCUCAAUUUUGAACUAAACCAGGAAUUGUGGAAAAUUUACAAAAUGAUUUUACAUUUUAGACCAAAACAUCUAUUUGGGCGUUUGCCUUAAAUCACCAGACCCUUUUAGGUUUCCCGGUGAUGGUGUUCUCAAAGUUCCAACCAAGGACAUCGCUGUCACCCACUGACAGACCUCUACUUCUAGGAAUUUCUGACAAUGACGAUCAGCAUUAAUUAAAUGGACACUUCACUGAAUUUUUAUUUAUUUAUUGUAUAGCUAUUUAGUAUAUAUACUCCCAAAGAAGGCAUGCAUGGAGGUAUAUGAAAAACAGCUUGGAGAAGCUACACACCUGCAGUCUGCAGCCGUUGCAAGCCCUCUGUCUGUUAGCCCAACAUGCCUGCCCCGUCCACGAAAGCUGAAGGAAACGCCCCUGACAAGUCUGAGUCACAGCUGUUUUGGUGGAGUUUAAUAAGAGUGACGAUAUCUAUUUAAAUCAGCACUUUUAUAAACUGUCAAAAAGUGACAGACUCCAGACACACAAAGCAUUUCAGCAAGCCGAGGUUCUUUAUGUAUCUGGACUGGUCCUUAUUCCCUAUAUUGUACAAAUCUGCAGAAUAUGUUAGUGCCAUAUAAAUAUAAAAUACUGAUAAUAAUAAUAAUAUCAGUCUGGUGUUCGGGUACUGAUACAAGUGAAGGUAACACUCAUUUCAGACCUUCUGAGUAGGGACAACUCAUUGGACAAACUAAUAAUCUUUAGUCCAUUUGUCAUACAUGUCUGUCUUACUUUGGGAUAAUCUUAAUGGGGGGCCCCUUCUUCUCUGUGCACAGAAUGGUACCAGCCACCAGAGGGAGGUACCAGCUACCAGAGAGGGGUACCAGCCCCCAGAGGGAGGUACCAGCCCCCAGAGAAAGGUACCAGCUCCCAGAGGGAGGCACCAGCCACACUUUGUUAAUAGCGCCUAUAACAAGCCAAAUGAUACUAUGAGAUUUCUGAAAUCCAUCAUGUAGAGGGGAUCUGCUUGGCUCCCAGGGUCGGGACUGCCAUGUACUUGGGAGCGAUUUGAUAUGUUAAUAAUAUACAAUACUUUAUAUAAUGACACCUCAAAGUGAGAACUGCCGAUAGCACAGGAUAUUAAACUUGUAUCUGUUAUAUUUUUGCCUUUUUCUCUUUUGGCUUAUUUAGAAUGGAAUUACCAUGAAACAAGGAACCAAUUUCAGGUUUGAAUUAAGAUAUAUUACUUUAAACUAUCUAGAAGUAUUUCCCUAAAUAUCUAAAUCAGGCUAUACCUGGCUGAGUUGCAUGGAUUGAUUGGUAUCCGACACGUGAAUUUUGAAGAAGAAGAAUUAAGCAUUGUGAAUAUGAGUGACAGGAAGUGAAAUGUGUGAACGGCUGAAAGGAGUGGAAUGCUGUGUUUUUUCAAACAAUAUUACCGUGUUACUAUAUACCUGCGCUACCAAUCUUCUUUAAUUGUGUAACCUGAGAUUACCUGAAGCUUGAAUUGGAUGUUUUUAAAUUCGAUCAAUGGGAAAAAACCUGCAAAGUACAUAGAAAAGUCAACUUUGGUCCAAAUAUACAAAAAAAAAAAAAAUACACAAAGAAUGUUAUAUUUACUUUUGAGAAGAAGGACAUUGCUCAUCCUGUGUUUAAAUGUAAAUUACAUAAAUAUUUCAGACUAGGAUUCCUUUAACACCCACGAUGGAUAAAUCCAUGUUCAGACAGAAAUAAGCAAACAUUUUGUCCUCUCCUGAUGUUAUACUGACAGCAUAAUAACACACCACGGUGCGGAAUACAUAAAUACAUUGAAAAAUUCCAUCCAGGCGAAUGUGUGGAUGUAGCAUACUCUCAAGGUAAGUAUUGAAGUAGAAUCUGUACAUUGUGUUAUUACCAACAAAUGUAUAGAUUCAAUCUCUGGAACAUGAACGGCGGCUCACCCCUUCUCGUAAUACAUCUAGCUCAUUUCUAAAAUGGCAAAUUAGAAAAACAUGAUAAUUGUCGACAAUGGAAAAAAAAGACCCACAUGUAAUUUUUAGUCUACUCUCGCAAAUUUCAAUUCUGCUUUAAACAGCGUUCUAUGCACAUUUGCUAACACACUAUGAUAGUGUUUUCAGUUUCCGUCCAAUAUAAGUGAGUUUUGCAUGAGAGGGGCUUUGUAAACACAAGUUCACAAACACAGUGACAGACGUUCAUUUAUCUAAACGUGUGCAGCCAGAAGGGUAUCAGUGUGUUAGUGAACGUUAAAUAUUAUAACCAGGAAGAUUGUAUGUUGAGUUUUAAUGUAACACUUUGGUUUAUUAAUGUAACUAUGAUGUGAUGUGACACAUGUGGCCUUAUAGUUGGGAUAUGCACACCACGAGCCUGUGAUUCCAGGACUUAGACCUACCGUAUAAUUACCCAGUUCACUAAGUACAUCCGUAGCCAUACACACCAUUCCUAGGCAGCUCUAAUGUCAUUUAGCUUUCCUUUUCAUUUCAAUAAAACUGACCUAGUUCACCUGGGAAUGACCUUUGCUCUUGACAUUGGUUCUGCUUCCCCUCCCUGCUUGACCCCUUGGUGUGUCCCUUUAGUACACUGAGCCGUUUUAGAGAUUGCUAGCCAAUCACACUCUAGUCUGACUCUCUAUAAACUAGUUCUGUAUUGAACCCCAAGGACAACCUUUAUUACAGGUGAAGCCCACUGUCUUCAGUCUCACCUGGCUCUCCGAGACAAGCAAGUGUGAGCUUAUUCAUUUAAUCAGGGAUUAUGGAGACUUCACAAGGGAAUAUCACACUUUCGAUUAAAAUAGUUGAGCCAAUUUAGAUAAUUUUCCAAUCUGAUGAUUAUUUUAUGGUGGUCUAGGGUUAAGGGGUAGCAGGUUCCUGCCUUUAAGAUUUAGUGGACUGUAACUACCACAAAUCUUAGGCAAAGUUAUAGUCAUUGGUAUCUUAAAAGCAGGUCAUUCAUAAUCCCCCUUAUGCUACCUCACCCAAAGUCCUUCCCUACCCUAAAAACAUCUUGCUCCUAAACCCCCUAAACCUAUACACCCCUAAAUGUAUAUCUUGGGGAACACUGCUGUACCCAUCAUUGCCGCACUAUUUUGAAAGUGAAUUGCACCUUAUGUUGAAUGUCUUUCAAUGAUUUGAUAUCACAAAUUUGAAUCACUUUUGGCUUAAAAAACCCAUAUCAGUCAGUCAGGCUGAAACGUUCUAAAUUCUAGAGUUACACUCUUUGAAGAGAAAUUAUAAGGGGAAGAGUGAGCAAUGGUCACCUGCACAAUAACACAAUCUGCUGAUUGUGCAGGUGACCAUUGCUCACUGUUCCCCUUAUUAAGUCCCAUUUAAAAUACUCUUUAUAUACCGACUACGGGUGACUUUCUACUAGAUAAAAAAAUCUGUAUUGCAAAUAUAAAAAAACCAUGCUAUAAUGUUUGAUUGCCUGACAAAUGUGUAUCACAGAUCAUAGCGAUAUGUUCUUUAACUGUCCGGCAUACAAUUGGUUAAAAACGCCUCCGAAAGGAAUUUAAUUUCCUAUUGCUAGCAAUUGCCCCUUUACAAAAACAUGUAGAAAAUAAUGCUCCCAGCUUAUUGCAAGGGAUCGGUUUGCCCUGCCUUGUCCUAUCCUGUUUCUAUAGGGGGACGCCAGGACUUGCUCCUGUAUAGUAAGAGGAAUGCACUAUAUGGGGGGGUGGGGGGAGCUAUAAGUUGGGUCAGGAAGGUUACUCAAAGGACACUUCUAAAUGAGGAAGGAAUUGAGUGGUGUAAAGGUACAUUACACUGCCUGAGGGCACAGGUUCUGGGAAGGGAGUCAUUAAGCAGCCUAAUCGGCAAUAUAGGAUACAGAGAGAUAUCAUAUAACACUGAGAGGAUAGAAUAUAGAAAUAUACACUAGAAAAUUAUAUACAACCCUAUUCAACUGCUUAUGAAAAAAUAUAUAUUGAUAGAUAUAUAAUUAAUUACCUUAACUGUUUCAAUUAUCUAACUUUCUACAAAUGAAAUAUAGAACAAGCCAACAUAAUUUGUAGUUUGUAACAACCAUGAAACUAGAUCAUGUAUUGAGACUUGAAAACAUGAGAUUUCACCAACUUCAGAGAAAAGGAUUCGUUAUGUAGUAUGUUUAGGCUUCAGUUGUCUGAUGCUAAUUGCAAAUAUUCAUAGUUUGGCUCCUGGGACCCUACUGAUAAAGUGGUCUGACCAGGAUUCGAACCAGUUCUAAGGUCAUGAUGUUACGACUGCUCUAUCCAGUUAUGUCAGUGGUAUUAUACAAUCACCAAGAACACGCUGCAACAUUCAGACCAAGUAAUGAGCUCUCAAACCUGCAACAUUUGGUGCAAAAUAUUAUAGGUCAAACAAGAGGGAAUUUCAGUUAUGUGACAUUAUUGUGAAAUCACAUCUAAAUCAGCUAUAUUUUAGGGUGCAAGUGAUCUCAUCUAGAACUUAUUUUUUUUUUAUUCUGCAAAUGCCAUUUUAUACUGGAUAAAAUUGGGCUAACUUAAAUUAAUGACGAAGGCAUCAGGCUGUUUAGAUAGCUUGCUUCAUGUUUUUAAUAUUUUGUAUAAUACUAUUCAGGAAAUGUCAGUAAAAUCUAUUAUUCUAAGUUAUGUUUAUUGAAGCAUUUGCCGAUCUAAUGAAUCCGCUAUAAACAUGUCAAUGUGUCAUGCGUGAUGUAGAAUUUCUUUUAUUUUUAUACUCUAGUUUUGUUGUGUGCACCUUUCUGUCUUUGUUGUUGGAUUGUGUGUGUGCGCUAGGACAGAAGUGUGAUGGGUUUGGUGUCACUGAACCUUCCACUUUGUCCUUACAUUCAGUAUAAACCAGAUACAGGUCACAAUUAGACAUGUGCAACAAUUUGCUUUACGUGAUUCAUCCGAAUAAAAUGCCUGGUAAUCGUGGAACGACUCGAUUCCAAAAUUCAGUUAAUUCAUAAGCGAACCAAUUUGUCCAAAUAAUGACCCUUUUAAUCCAUACCCGAAAAGAAUUUUGAUUUGAGCAAUUUGGUUCAUUUAUGUAUGACUCAAAUUUCAGAAUCAAUUCUUUCGAUGAUUACCAUGCUUUUUAUUGGGAUUAAUCACUUAAAAUUAAUUUUUGCUCAUGUCUAAUCACAAUGUCCUCGCAUUACCUUAUUUUUCAGAUAAUCCAGUCUCUGAUAUUUGUAUGACUGAUGCUCUGACACAACACCAAUGUAAAUCGCUAGAUUCACCAAAUAUUCCUGGAUACCUAGUAUCAAUUAAUCAAGAAACGAUCUCAAAAUAAUUGGCCUUUUUAUUGGAUUUAUUUUCAUCUUGCAGGAUAUAAAUGAACGCACCAAGAGGCACAUCAGCAUGAAUAGAUAAUAUGUGUCCAGGAUCUGCACCCCUAAUCGCACCACUUUAAAAUGUUCCACCGCUCUCCAUCACUUUAACCAAGGCAGUGUUAAUUAAAAUAACGUCCAAGUGGCUUCAUGUUUGGUGGCCACUUCCCUUAUGUCAUAAAUCAAACGUUAAAUGACAUUAAAGUUAUAUUAUAUUACACCUGUAGCUAGGCCCAUUUUUAAAAUAAUAUCCGUGCCAUAAAUAAUAAAGAAAUGAAAACAGAGUGAUGUUAAAACUAGUUUGCUUCCAAAUCACCCCGAAUAGCUCCACAACAUCCCAGAUUUAUUUAUUAUUUAUUUAUCCACAACGAAACAAAACAAAAAUGGGGCGAAAUUUAUAGAACAGCUGCGAAAAAGAAAAUGAUAUAAAAGGAUGUGUUCGAUUUAGUCUCUAUAAAACACCGGUGCCCAUGGCCACAAACCUGUCUUGGUCAGUGCAGCGCCUUGAUAUUAUUAUUAUUAUUAUUAUUUAUAUAGCACCAUCAAAUUCUGUAGUGCUGUACAAUGGGAAAUAACUAUUAUUUCCAGAAGACGAACGGUAUAAUCAAUACGUGUGAAUUGAUCUGAAUUCAAAGUGAAUUUCAAACUUUAACCAAGAGAGCCAAACUGGACAUAUAAAGUUGAAAAAAAAUUCCGGUUUGGAUACUUGGAAGUAAAUUCUUAUAUUCUGUUUGAAUUCCCAACAAUUCCCAUUUUAGUAAACAGCCUUAUUGGUGUUAAACAUGAAUAUAGUUGAUGUUUCAUUCCAGGUUUAUGAUUUUAUUAACAGUGUAGCUGUUAAGCAAACUAACAGAAGCUGUAUAUUGACUUGUGCAGUGGUUUCGUUCAUGUCAUGUCCAUUCAUGAAUGAAACUACUGACUAGAACAUAUCUACCCAUGCUAUGAACCUGUACUAUGCAGAGGUUUCUGGCAUGUGCUCUGCUCUCUCAUUGAGAACAAUGGGAGCGCCGGGCUGGGCUGAGAAUUGUUUGACACGUCCUGGUCUCUGGAGAAACUUUGGAUUUGUAGAAAGAGAGAGAUUCAGGGGUGCUUAUUUGUAGUUUUCUCUCCAUAUCGUUUUCUUUCUGUAUUAGUUCCAUAAUGUGUGGAUGCUGAGCUACAGCCCCCCCAAAUAUUGUUGGACUACAAGUCCCUGAAGUCUAAAAGGGUUACAGAGCAUUAUGGGAGUUGUAGUCCUACAAUAGUCGUAGUAGGGGAAGUAUGUACUGCUCGAUACUGCAACCAGGAGCGCUGGUGUUUCCCUUUAAAUGUCUAAAGCGUGAUCAACAUAUGUUGAAUAGAAACUUCAUCCUAUAAACGUGAUAGAAACCAUCUGCUUGUUCUUCUGUGCUGUAAUAAAAAUAUAGCCUAUAAAAUAUGACUCUCGUUUGAAAUAGAUGUCCCUAAAAGAUGGAAAGCUUGUUUGAAUAUCUGUUGUAUGUUAUACAAUAUUGAUUGCACUUCUGUGUUUUAUAUUUCUCAUUUCCUUUAUGCCGUUUGCAUAGCCCCUUCCUUUAUACUUUAAUACAUUUUAAAAUGGUGAUACAUUAGACAUUCCAGGCACGAUUGUAAAAGCCUUCCUUGCAAUAUGUUGAUUAUUAUAUUUAACAUAUAUAUAUAUUUAUAAUUAACAUUUAACCAAUUUUAAAUAAACACAUUUUGAUUUGAAUUAAAAACAUAAUAGAAAGUAUCAGGGGAUCAUAUAUUAUAUUAUAUAAUAUAUCAUACUAAAAGGCAGGGUCGGCAACCUUUGGCAGAUGUUGUGGACUACAUAUCCCAUCAUGCUCUUAUAGCCCAAUUACUGGCAGAGCAUCAGGGGAGAUGUAGUCCACAAGUUUUGAAAUGCCAAAGGUUGCAUACACCUGCCAUAGGGUGGCCUUCUGCAUUGGGAAGUCUGUGAUUGGACAGUUACAGAGAGUCUGGGCGGGGUUAGAAGAGGAGGGCUUGCAAAGGCUGCAGACAAGAGAUCUUCAGUUUUUGCAAGCUGUUUUGAAAUAUAACCGCAAUGGAAGAAUACAUAAUAAGAUAGGUGCAUGUUUUUAUUGGGGAUAUGCAUACUAAAAAAUGCUUUUAUAUUUGGGCUGUGGAGUAUAUCUCUAUAAUGGGCAUGGGCAAGGCAUUCAAGAUGCAAAUGUGAGGUAAACCUGGGUGCAGUAUUAUACUUGUACCCGUGUUAUAGUCUUAGCUACUGCUCCUAAUGAUGGGUGAUUGUACUCUCAUAUAUUACUGAUUUGUGUGUGGGAUGAGAUGGGGUGGAGAUAAAAUGUUUGCUUUGGUGGCCUGGAUGAAUCUAUUGUUUAAAACUUGGAUGUAUCCAAACAAUCAAACUCAGACAUAUCUCUGAAAUUUAGCAAUAAAUAUUCAUGUAAUUUAAGGGCGACUAUAGUCAUCAAAACAACUUCAUGCAGCAGUGUUGGUGUAUAAAUAAUGCCUAUGAAGUUUCACUGCUCAAUCCACUGCCAGUUAUGAGUUAAUUUACUUUUGUUUCUAUUCACACCUCCCCUGGCUGUGACUGACACUGUCUGGGAACAAAAAAUCAAUCAGAUGUUACUGUAAAAGGUUUUAUCUCCUGCUCUGUAAACUGACCUGUAAUCACACACAGGAGGCUACUGCAGGGUCUACCAAGCUAUUAACAGAGCAGGAGAUAAUAAAUUCUAAAUCAAACAGAAUUUGCAAUAAAGUAAGUUUAAACAUUAGAUGACUCUACAGGAAGUGUUUAGGAAGGUUGUUCAAGUAACAUGCAGGGAGGUGUGGCUAAGGCUGCAUAAGCACAAACAAACGUGAUUUAACUGCUACUUUUCAGAGAAUUGAGUAGUGAGACUGCAGGGGCAUGAUCUAUACACCAAAACUGCUUCAUUAAGCUAAAGUUGUUUUGGUGACUAUAGUGUCCUUUUAAGGUAAAUGGAUGAAUAGUUUGUAAUACAUUGUGAACCAAAUAUUUUAAGGGUAAGAAUGGGGGCAAGAAUAGGGGCACAUACUGGAGUAUAGAAAGGCUAUGGCACAGUACAGGGCAAUUAAUCUUGUGCGUACACUUGCUAAAUACUCCAUACGCUAAUACUUGUAUAUGUCUCCUCUAGGAUCUCUGCGGUGCCUCCACUUGCGACACUCUGGGGAUGGCCGAUGUGGGUACGAUGUGUGAUCCCAAGCGCAGCUGUUCGGUAAUAGAAGAUGAUGGCCUUCCUUCUGCGUUUACCACAGCACAUGAACUCGGUCAGUGAAUACUGAAUGCAGCCAACUCAAAACGGGGUUAAAUGGGGCCAGGUGUACUAUUCAAGCACCUGUGGACUCCAGAUGCCCCCAGUCACCUCAUCCCUAAAAUAACCUGUAUUAGUUUACAAGAUUACUUAAAAAGUCACAGCUCGGACACGUUUCAUGAGCUGACACUAAACACCAAAACACGUGGCACAAAAUAAAAACUGGAAACUUGUGAACAUUCCAGAAUAGAAUCUAGAAAAAAAAACAAAGCAAAAUGGAUUUAGAAACAGUUAAUUUACACAUUUGCUUUUUAUUUUUGUAUGUAGUUUGGAUUCCUAUGGUUUGGCUGCGAUUCUCUGUCCAUAAUUAUCUUGUUUUGUUAAAAGGUGACUCAUAAACAAAAACUACAUUUAGAGUUUUAAGAACCAGCUCUGCCCAGCCUGAUGUUAGUAAAUGCAGCGACAGGUCACAUGACCGCUGUUCAAGUCAAGUGAUGAAUGAAAGUAUCGCUAAUCUGGCAGAAACACACAGAUAAAAAUACUUUAUGACGAGGUCAUCGUGCCAUUUAUUUUCACCAAAUCAUUUCUGUAUAAUUUAAUAAUAUGACAUCAAUGUCAUACCAUAAGGUGUAAUGACUCAUUAUACAGAGCGGAAUUACAGAAACUCUGUUUUUCACACUCCGGACACUUUUCUGAUUUCAUGGAAUUUAUUUUCAUGAUUAAUGUCUGGGAUUAGCUUUUUACUGACUGACAAGCUCCCCAGGAGCUAUUAGACAAUGUUUGAAAUAAUAGUAUAAUGUGUUAUUUUUUUGUUAAUUAGUAAGACUUGCACAUUAGAAAAACAAAAUUUGCAAUGGCAAAAUUGCUCAAAUUUAAAAUAAAAGUAUGAACUCCUUGAUUUCCUUACAAAGCCAUACUAACAGGCAGACAUGGCCAAUGAGUACGUCUUAUGGAUUCGUAUAAAGUAUACUCUAAUAAACUUCUUCCUGAGUCUGAAAUCCACUACAGAAGACCCAAAACACGUUAUGGUGCAGUAUUGCUAUAACAAACAUAAAAAGAUCCUCCACCCUACGAAGAUCUUGCUCACCUUCUUCUGAAACUUAGUUAUAACCAGCCCCUACAUUGUCAUCCAAAGCAACUAUGAACGCUUUGAGUGUCUUCUAGAUGUUUAGUGGUCUCUGGAAGAAAUGUAUUAAAGUACCGUGGUAUAUAAAUGGCUUACUAACCUGUUGUAUGAUUAUAUGAGCUCAUCAAUGUAGUAAUGAAAGCCAAGCAGGGUUCCAUCUACACCGAGGAUCUUCUGGAAGAGUGUGUCAUGAGCAGAGAUGACCUAGUAGAGGUUGCUCGGUCAAGUGUUCAAAAUGGCAGGUUCGAUUAUCCAUGGACUUUUAACUAGUUGACUUUACUUGCACAUGCAGUCGAUAAUGAGUCGUCGUUAUUUACGUUUGUUAUAUGGUGUCUGGCCCUGGAUGAACUGUUUAAAUGCUUCGGUAGGGGUGGAUGAAGGAGCAAUUGUAAUUUUCAAAACACUAAUGGAUCCAUUUAAGAACAAUUCAAAACCGUUAGAAUUGGCUAAGCUAUUCCCUGCUAGAAAAUGGAGUUUAUUGGUUCCAUACCUGCUCUCUGCUUUGUUAGAAUAGCUGUGACAAGGUUAGACUAGUUUACUGUAUAAUUUACAUGUUAGAAUGGCAAAUCUCAUCCUAGCCAUAAAUUCCUGUAUAAUCAUCCUGUAUAUCGUAACUCAAAUGGAAUGUUUUCCAGAGUCAAGAGUCACUCAUCGAUUAAAACAAAGUAAUGAAAAACACUCUAAAAAUAUAUAUCAAUGGACUUGAUGCCUUCGUUCAACAGAUUUACAGAGUGAAAAAGACAUAAAAAUAUAGACUGCUACAUGGUAUCUUUCUCAACAUUUAAUUACAAUUAUUUAUAUAGCGUCAAUAUAUUCCACAGAGAUGUACAAUAGCAAACAAGAAAACCAUUUAUUUCUAAUAGAACACGUAUGACAUACAGGAGCAGCAGGUGAAGAGGCUCAUGCCCAAACGAGCCCACAAUUUAAGAUCAUAUGCUCCCACUGUACACUACUGUGAGUUUUAUUGUUGUGGAGCUCUGUGAUAUACUCAUACACACUGCCCACUACAGCGAUUUUUAUUGCUGUGGAGCUCUCUGAUAAACUCAAACGCAUUGCAUAUUACUUUGAGUUUAUUGAUGUGGAGCUUUGGAUAUACUUAUUUACACCGCCCAUUACUGUGAGUUUUAUUGCUGUGGAGCUCUGUGAUAAACUCAAACGCGUUGCAUAUUACUGUGAGUUUUACUGAUGUGGAGCUCUGUGAUAAACUCGUACACACUGGAAAUUACUCUAAAGGUUUAACUCACCAAGUGAAGGAAAAACAUUUUUUGACUUUACAUUUGUUAAUUAAGAAGCUCUAUUAUCCAGGAAUCUUAUGAGUUGAUUUAUGGAUAAACAGAUUGUAAUUUGCAAAGUAAAAUAGCUCCUCCAUUUUAUUAAAGUAUAAAUAAUGUCUGUAUGUGAAUUAUUAGUGACUGAUUUCUAGACUUUAUCACCUCAUUCGUAAAGAGUUCCACAGUGUUAAAGAAGUAGUAGGGUUUUUGGUUUUUUUCAGCCGAGUUAUUAAACGAUGUAAUGUGUGACUUUUGAUGUAAUGGAUGGUCCGUGAGACCUGUCAGGGCCCUGGCUUUCACCACGCUCUAAAAUUCCAAAUGGCUUCUCAUAGAUUAGCAAAAAUAUGGCCCUCCCCCCUUCUUUCUCAUGAAAUGUAUUACACAUGUUUGUGUGAUUUAAGUAGAAACCCAGGGGAGAGACAAAGUAAAUCAAAAUUGCUCAGUAAUUCAGCAUGUCAAAUUUCCAGUGUCACAAAUAAUGUUUUUAUAAAUGCUUCAAACUCGGAUUUUGUGGACCCCUUCUUUAACCGUUUCCUCUUAUCCUCUUAGGUCAUGUUUUUAACAUGCCUCAUGACAACGUGAAAGCCUGUGAGGAGGUAUUCGGGAAGCUGAAGGAAAAUCACAUGAUGUCACCAACCCUGAUACAGAUCGACCGAACCAAUCCGUGGUCCGGCUGCAGUGCAGCCAUCAUAACCGACUUCCUGGAUAAUGGAUACGGUGAGCAAUUGAGGUGGACAUUCAGCCCGUUGACUUACUUGGAUAAAGUCUCUGCUCAUAUGAAAACACAUUAAUAAAUAAAAUUUCUUUGUAGUUUUAGGGAGAAAAAAAAUCCAACACAUAUAAUUCAUGUGGAACAAAAACCUUAUGUAAAUGGUUUAAAAGUUUAAAAACAUUAAAGAUUGCUAGGACAAUGUUCUGUAAUGAAGAACCAGUGGUUCCUAUUAACUCCCGACCCUAGUUAUUGAUGUCUGGUAAAGAUUUUGUUUUGAUUGGAACAAGAACAGAUCGGCAGAAACCCCACCAUGGGGUCUAGUAAUAUUGUGGUUGAAUUCUUCCAAAUGUCUCUGAUGACUUUAAAAUACAUGGAAUGCAUUCUGUCCUGUCUAGCUCACACUAGCAUGCACGAGAUCCAGCACAAAGUCGAUGCCGUCCCCGGCCAUUUUACUCAGGGGGAAUGUAUUUUGGCCAUGAGAUCAGAAUUGCUUUGGUGAUGGGUAGAAUUUGAAAUUGCUGGUGUGUGCUGUGGUUCAUCUGCAUGGUGCAUCGGGAACCCUUUCCAAAUUCCAAAAUACAAACUGAGCCUGCAUAAGCCAAAUAUCGAGGAUGUCUUUAUUCAUUGGCUGAGAGCAUCAGCUGACCUCUCCCAGUCAAUGAAUGCAAUUCUCAGGAUAGGUAUAUGCACAGAAUUGACAUUCUGGGCUGACUAAUGAUACCCAGUAAUGCAGCUAGAGGUGGAGUUACACAUCCAGCAACAGAAUCACAUCUCAUACAGGCUCCGAGCACCAUGAUUUCAAAGGAAAUGUAUAGGGAGUUUCAAAUGUUGGGCCAAAAUAACAAAACAUCUCAAAACAAAAAAAUGUUAUCAGCUUGGUUUAUUUGGUCCUAAAAUAUGAAAUUAUUUUUAAAUUCUCAGAAAUUAACACCAUUGUCAAUAACUCUGCAGUGAUUCAGAAAAGGGAUCUAUACUUUAGUCAAGUGCCGGAACUUGUACCCAAACCAGAAUUAGCAGCAUUUAAUCUAGCUAACGCUGCACAUUUUGGAUAGUAAAUUAUUACCUUCACAAUGAAAAACAAAAAAUCUAAAUAAAUAAAUAAAUAAAUGUCUCCUCACCUGUCAAUCAGUGUGCUUACUAAGCACUGACUGAAAGACGAGAGCAGGAGAACCCAAGAGUAGAACCCUCACCCCAGCGGUGCUCCUGCUCCCCUAUUCAUUGGUUACAAUGCAUGGCUGCACAUCAUCCACACAUCAAUGCACUGGCAAUGAAUCCAGACUGUUGGUGUGAUAGAGGAGGUGAUUGGCCAAUCGGAUAUGAGUUGGGAGGAGAUCGAAGGGAAUGGACGAUGAGGAUUGCCGUGUAAAACCCACAAAUUUGGAACCAUUGUAGCUGGACCGGUAUUUAGUAAAAUUAAAUUAAUUAUUCUAAUAGUAACCUCCUAGAAACUUACUUGACCCAUCCACAUGCAUGGCAAUCAGAUUCAAGCCUUGGUUAUUUCACAGCAAUGCAGCCGUGACUGCUUAACAGUAGAAAGUUUUGCAUUCUCGGCUGGUUGUAGUCAAGUUGAUAGGAACUACGCAGCCUGCGUUUCACCCUGGGGUAAACUGACAGCUGUGAGCGUGGUCCCUGCAGGAUGCCGGAGACAUGACCUGACAGAUGGCUCUAGUCCCUAACGAUUUCACCAGCUGAACAGUUUAGUCCUGGCUCAGGCUUGAUGUGUCUUUAUACAGUUUAUACUUGGCAUCCGGUCACAUUUGUAAACUUAACACGAAAUCUGGCUCUGUGCUGAGACUCCAAAAUACCUAAAUAAAGAGUAUGGAAGCAUCUCUGAAAAUAACAGUGUUUGCUGCUGGGAUUGUGGGACAACGUCAGCGUUAGAAGAUAAUGAAAGGGUUUAUCAGCGGAUUGGUGGUACGAGACAAUGGAAUUCAUGUGUAGGACCGAAGAAGUGAGGUGAUGGCACUUGAUUUAAUCCUCAGAGUGAAACUAGAAUUGUAUUUCAAUACUUCUUCUUCUCUACUGACGUAAAAUGAUUUCAACAUUAAUUGACUUUAAAACUCUGCACAACCAGGGGUGGUAAGGCUAGGGCUGCACAAACAAAGUGAUUUAACUCCUAAAUGGCAAAGAAUUGAGCAGUGAGAUUGCAGGGGCAUGAUCUAUACACCAAAACUGCUUUAUUAAGCUAAACUUGUUUUGGUGACUAUAGAGUCAGUUUAAUAAACAUCAUUAUUUUUAAAGCUAAUAGGCUGACAUUAAUGAUACUAUACUCGCUGUAAUAUUUUCCUAGUUAUAUUCAUAGCGAUACAAUGCGCAAUGUGUAACUAAUUGUAUAAUUUUAUUAUUUAAACAGGUGAGUGUCUUCUGGACGAACCGGCAAAGCCAAUCACUUUACCUGAGGAGCUCCCUGGUGUGCGCUACACUCUCAGCCGGCAGUGCGAACUGGCAUUUGGCCUGGGUUCCAAGCCUUGCCCAUACAUGCAAUACUGCUCCAAGCUCUGGUGCACGGGCAGGGCACGGGGGCAACUGGUGUGCCAGACCCGUCAUUUCCCCUGGGCGGAUGGCACCAGCUGCGGUGAAGGAAGGUUUUGCUUGAGUGGAACUUGUGUAGAAAAGCACAAUAUUAACCGCUAUAAGGUAAGAAACAGAAAAAAAGGACAAUGGUAUUUAUUCACUAAGGACUGCAUUAUUGUUUAUGGAAAUCCAGCAUUGACAAAUUCAGGCUAAAAUAGCCAAACUGCCAUUAUUAUUGAGUUGUAAAAUCUUUCCAAAUCAGCACGUUUUGAGGACACUUCACUACCUCACUACUAAAAAAUAAAUAAAAAUAAAAAUAAAUCACUAUUCAGUAGAAAUGUCUCCUAAUAGAAACAUGCUUGCAUUUACUGAUGCUUUCUUUUAAUUGGAGUUAUAUCUAAAAACAACUUGCAAUAGCUGCAGAUCUCUUGACUGCAGCCUUUACAAGCCCUCCCCUUUUAACCCCGCCCAGACUUUCUGUGUCUGUCCAAUCACAGACUUCCCAAUGCAGCUCAAUGAGAAGUCUUUACAAAGCAGGUGCUCUGGGCAAUUGCUGCCUCUCGAGUUUUGUUCCACUGAGCUAACCAAACCAGGAUUGGCAGCCAGGAGGGGAGGGUGUUAUCAGGUUAUUUUAUAAAAGUGCCAGUACAGUAAUGUGAAGUGCUUUAUGUGUGGGAAGUGGCCAUUUAAUGUUCCAACAGUUUUCAGUUUUCUACAAUAUUGUGUUUAGUAACUAAACCCAUUGUUUUCACAAGAUGCAGUGAUUUCUAAUUACAAAGCCAUCGUCUGUAUCUCUGACACAAAGAGGACUUUACACAAUACAUCUUGAUAGAAGACCAGAUAAUAAUAAUAAAAGUAAUCAGUACAUUUUACUUGGUUCCAAGUCAGCCGGAGAUCCACCUGAGUCUUUCAGCGGGUUAACCCCUUCAAUGCCAGUUAUUUACUGAAAGAAAACCGGAACACCAAAAUGCCUGCUAUUUCUUGAAAAAUGCCAGCAUUUUAGAUAGUUACAAGUACAAACACCGUCUACAGAGUUGCCUGUGAAUUAAUAUAGUAUCUACAAUUAUAGUUAAAGGGACACUAUAGUCACUAUACAUAGUAAUCUAUCUUCUCACCCUCCACUGCUAUUGGUUGUCCCUGGUACCAAGGUAGGGAGACAAUGGGUUAAAGAAAUCAAGGGAAUCCAAUGUCAUUGUAUUCUUUUCUGAAUCGAUUUCAAUACAAUAUAAUUAAUAAUGUGAUUUUUUUAUUAUUAUUUAACAUUCUUUGUAAUGUGCAAACUCCCACCUGUGCAGCUGUGACUGUUUGAAACACAGAGGGGGUUAGUUAAUGCUGAGCUGUUUAUUCCUGCCAUAAUGCUCAGUUAUUUAUUGUCAUUUUCUGAUCAUUCCAGAAAGCUAUUAAAAUAUCCCCACUCUAGAACUGCCAUGUUUUAUCCAAUGCAGUAUCGCAGCUAGCACAUCCCAUCUGUUUGCACUCCUUUAGAGAGUCAUUAAGAUAAGUUAUGGGAUAGUUAAGUACAUAGGAUGUCUAUCAUCCUCCUUUUUCUCAAACAUCAAACGUUUCAACUACCGUUCUUUCCAUUUUAUGUCACAUUUAGAUGAUUUAUAUGUUUUGCAGUUUUUUUCCCCAGAUUUCAUAGCAUUAUAGCCAGGAGUAGACUGUGUGUUGCCUGCAGACUCAAUCUUGAUGUAUUUGGAUAUAUGAGCUGUCUGUAAUGCAUUUACAUUUUUGAGCGAUCUCAUUUCUCCAAAAAUUUGUCUUUUGGUCCUCCAUCUAAAUUGUUUAAAAACACCCUACCCAAACCAUCAAUUCAUUCCGGAGAACCAUUUCAUCAUGCAUAGCUCCUUUUCCAUUGUACCUAUGGCUAAGUUUUUUAAAACCACAACAGGAGAUAGUUUGUAUAAUUGGUUUUAUUUAUAUCUCCAAACAAAGAAUAAAGAACGUUUUUAAACCUUGAAGUGCAAGUGGUCAGUUGUGGCGACUGUGAGACCUAUUCCUCUCAACCACAAUUUUGAGAGCAGGACUCCCAUAAUAUUAUCAGCUUGUUGUUCCUAACAAAAUAGUUUAUCUGGAUAUGAAUACCAUACUAAGGAACUAGUUAGUUCUAUAUAAAUACAUUAUAAAAUCAGCAAUUAUUAUUUAGACAACUUUAUGAUCUUCUGUCUUCGGUACCGGGAAGCAGGUCAGGCCAGCUUGAUACAUUUUGAAUGUUGUGUGGAGGAACAUUUUAUAUUGGUUACGUUAUAACACACAUUGGGAUAUACCAUCUAUACAAUAUAUUCUUAAACAGCAUGCCAAGAGUUCAUGAUUGCCGUGUAUGACAUCAUAUGUUGUCUUACUGUUAGUUUAGGAAUUCAAUGCUCUACACAGUCCUGUGGGUGAUGUCAUGUAUACAUUGCAUUUGGAUCAUGUAACAUUGUUUGAGAUCCUGACACACAUUCAUGCAACAGUGACUUUUUAUUUCUGAGCGAACAAGAAAUAUUUUUACAAUGACUAUUACAUUUGCCAGUUUUCUAUAAUAUGAAUUUUUACUCUGAUUUUUAAUUUUUUCCCCCGAGAUGGAUGGUGGUUGGGGAAAAUGGAGUCCGUAUGGCCAGUGUUCCCGGACAUGUGGUGGAGGCGUUCAGUUAGCUAAACGAGAGUGUAACAAUCCUGAACCUUCCCACGGGGGGUCAUUUUGUGAAGGCGUGCGAGUCAAGUAUAGAUCCUGUUCAUUGGAUCCCUGUCCUGACAUCGGUGAGUGAUACAAAACGCAUCGACGUAGACACCAUAAAAAUCUGGGGGAUAUCCUUUUAUUAUGGAAAUCCAGUGGCACCUUUUAAAUCAUGCCAAAAUGAAACCCUAUCAACAGGGAGAAUGCAAAUAGUAUUCUGUAAGCCAGUGGCGCGUUGUAAUAGGUUUUCGUGUUACCAGUUAUAAGAUUAAGUUUCUUUUUCACGGUAUAGAGAAGUUUUUUGGAGUUUUGAAAAUGAAUAUAUUAAUUUUUCACAAUUUACUGACCUCACUCUUUAUAAAUAUGCAUUUAUAAAAAAAGACAAAAAAAAUAAAUAUUUAUCUGACAGAAAUUAUCAAGUAAAUAUAUGCCAUAUAUUUAUCUUUGUCCACUGAUUUGUUUUGUCAUUGUCGUCAUUGCCAAAUGUCAUUGUUAAAAGCUUUCAAAUAGGUUUUGGUUUUUCUCAUUUGCUUAAAAGCGAAAGAAUAUGUUUGUAACAGCUAGACCAUCACGAUAACUGGGGAUCCGUCUUCCCCUAGUCUUUGCACUUACUUAACGAAGACAGCAGUACCCACAUACACACAAUACAAAAGCUACAAUCCCAACGUACAACACUAUCUAUUUAUUAUACUCCAUGUGCUUGGCGUCUUAAAGAUUAAAUACAUCCCUUGCUUUUUAUUAAAUAUAAAUAAUAGCAAUAUUAAAAUAUUUCUUCCUCUCCGUUUGUCUUGUUCUACAGGUAAAAGUUUUCGUGAAGAGCAAUGUGAAGCUUUCAAUGGUUUCAACCAAAGUACUAAUCGAUUAACGACGACUGUAGGGUGGGUUCCGAAAUAUUCAGGAGUGUCACCAAGGGAUAAAUGCAAGCUGAUCUGUCGAGCCAAUGGCACAGGGUACUUCUAUGUGUUGGCUCCCAAGGUGAGUGUAUAUAACUAAUUCUGCUCUAUACCGAGCCAAUUCUAUCUUCAACGUCAGCAAUUUAUGGUUUAUGAGGGAGCCAUCCUUAUUCUUUUAUGGUUCUUUUUGGUUCAUUUUUAUUGGCUGAUACAGAAUUAUGGGAAUUAUAGUCUGCAGGAUAAGGUUUGGACAUUUGUAGUCCACACGAUGUUUGAGCUAAGGGAUGGAUUGACCUCUAAGAAGCCGUCUAUUAGCUUAAUGUUUAGGAGACAUGGGUGGAGUUCUCAAAGUGUUUAGAAGUUAGAGGCGUGUGGAUUUGAACCCUCUACACACAGAUCAGUAAGAAAAACAAAAUAAUUAAGAGAAAAAUCUAAAACACACAAACAAAACCCACGACAAACAAUACAAAAGACCAGAAGAAACUGCAAUAAAGAAACAGACAAAUAAUAGAUCUGUACAUUUUGCAGUUGACAUUAUGAGCAACAAUGUAGUAAACAGAUCUACGGACUAGAACAGAAACUGGAGAACAAAUGAAGAGAUGGAAAAACAAGUAGAAAUUGUACUAAAAUUUUUAUAGUUACAUAUUGAUUUAUAGAAUUUUUAUUGGGUAGCUUUAAGUGAUUUUAGUACAUUUGUGUCCUAUGCAAUGCUUGUAAAAUGAAGCAUGGAGAUGAUUAAGGAUUAACGUACGUCAGAGGACACGGAGAAGGAUCCAAGACAUACUCGCGGCACUGGGACAAAGCAGUGAUACGAGCAGAUUAUUCUUUGUAUAUAACAGAGCGUUUUACUUUUAUUACAUUUUUUAUUGUUUUACUUGUUUUUGUUCCCUGGCAUUUUGGAAGAAUUAACAGGUAAUUUGGUCGUUUUUUUUUUUUCUAUGAUUACCCUGGUAAACUGAUCACUAAGAGCACAGGGGGCAAAUGCUGUACAAUAUAACAAGAUGGAUUAGCAGGCAUUCCGCUGACAUUACAGGGGAUCAUGUCAGCUGCAUUGUGUUUCCAUGGUCAGGUUAUCCUAACAAUUCCACACAAAAUCAGGACUUUUAUUAGGCUCAAUUAUGAUUACGAGGAUAGAAAGGAACAUGCAAUCCUGUAGCGACAAGCUUAAUUUGGGAAAUAUGAACAAUUAAAAUCCCAGACAAAUCCUGUACCAUGAAGGCUUUCUCUUUGUGGGUCACUUCUAGAGAAGGAUAUUUAAGGAGAGAUACAUUUUUUUUUACAUCGGUAUACAGUUAUAUCAUAAUAUACAGUUACAUCAGGCUUUUCUAUUAGGAUUUAUCCACUAAAUUGCAAAUUAUUCUGUCCUCUAACUUGUACAUUUUCCAGCAAUUCCUAGUUUAGUAAGGAAACCCUAUUAAAGCGGCUCUGUCACCAUCUGGGGUUUGGUAUCAUUUGCAAAAACCUCCGACGGUGACUGCUCUGCUGGUAGUGCGGUGGCUGAGGGGUCAGGGAUGGUGAGUUAAACUGACCUGAACCUGUUUCUCAUGGCCGGAACAACUUGGAUAUUUUAGAGGUGACUUCUGAGGAGAAUAACACACUUAUGAUUCUCAUGCCUCCCUUGUGCUACGGUACUCUGUGAAGUUAAUGGCUCUAAAGUGCAUGCUGGGAGACUAUAGCUCCCACAAUACAGCAGGUGGUGUGAGGGCAUGCUGGGACAUCACAGUAGUAUUCCCUCAGCUCCCUGAUCCCCAUUUCCUCCACCAUAACUAUAAAUUAGAAAGCAAGACCUAGCUGAGUUGCAGCAAACCUUAAUAUGGCUACUCCUUUUAUGGUGUGGCAUGUCUCUGGAGCUCCCUUGGUGCUGAUGUCUGCUGCAGCUCCCACGUAUAUAGGGACCUCUUCCACCUUGCCAUAGCAUAUAGAAGUGGAUCGGUGGGAGGGAGGCCAGGUAUGUGUGUGGGCCGUGGCACAUUAAAAUGCGGCACAUUAAAACGCGGCUUCAUGGUUAUUAAUAUAGUCAAAUUCAGACUGAAAGAAAAUCUCAAUAAAUGUUCUGAAAUUGUAAGUCGCUGAUCAAUUCCCCAUGAGUCUGCCCAGGUUUGAUCUUCUGCUCUCUUGCUCUGCCUGCCGCAAUAUGACAGGUUUAUUGUAUUAGACAGAUACUAUACUAAAGGGGCUGAUUAUUACUCUUGUUUUAGGUUGUGGAUGGAACUCCAUGUACCCCGGACUCCACGUCGGUCUGUGUGCAGGGAAAAUGCAUCAAGGCUGGCUGCGACGGACAACUUGGCUCUAAGAAGAAGUUUGAUAAAUGUCGAGUUUGCGGAGGAGACAAUAAGAGCUGCAAGAAGGUCUCUGGCCUCUUCACCAAACCCAUGUGAGUGAACGAGAUCCUCAAUCUAUCUUCUAAAACUCAAACAUCCCUCCUUGCGCUAUUUGGGCUUUCUCUUUGAGACUCAGUAAUUCAAUUACAAGCACAUUCCUGUAUUACAUUAACGAAUAAUGAUAGUUCAUUGUGCUGAAAUGUAAAGUACACAAAGCAUAAUCCUGAAAUUGGAAGUACAGGUAGUUAUAUAUCGCAUUGUUUACUACAAAAAAUUCUGCUUUGACUAAUAACUGUCUCUAAUUUUAGGAUUAUUGAAUGUUUAUAAAUCAGGACAAAAUAAAGCCUGGUGAUUAAGAUAAUCUGAAUAUACGGUAGAUUUUUUUUCCUGCUUUGCUGUUAAGAUUGUCAGAUUCCAUAGGGUUCAGUAACUAACUUUGGGGUGUAGCACUGUAAAAGUGAAGGGUGGAGCUAAAUGUUAAACCCACCCACGAGAAACAGACAUCACAGAGAGGAUCUAACUAGAGUACAAAUGCGUCCAUUCUUAUUUUAGAUACUGUCAUCAUCAUUGUAUCUACUGACCUAAAUCACUAGAGUAAGACCCACGCAGAGCAGAAUUUACCAUCAAUGGAUACCCUUAUCCAUAUAAAAGCUAUAUCAACUCAAAUGUCAAGAAAAAUGUAACAGUUUACAAACUUUUCUUGGGAGUCCGUGAUAUUUAAAGUGAUAUGUAGAUUAUGAUUUACUAACUGACCAACAUUAAAUCGACACAUUUUGUAUUAUAUCUCCACCUUUCACAUGCAAAGGCUCUCUCAUAAAUUGCCAAUACCUGUCAACCCUACCGGGUUAAUCCACCUCAGCAGUCAUCUCAGACCUAAGACAUUUACAAUUUUACUAUACAUUCUUCAGUGGAAACCGAAAUCAAUAAUAUGUUUACUUCUGAGCAAGAACCGAAAAUGGACUCUCCAAUGCCAGGAAAACAUAUCAGUGACUUACCUGAAUCCAGCACCGAUGUCCCUCGGCGUUGAGUCAGGUUUCACCCACGCUCCUUCCCUGCCGAUGUCAGCCGGCGGGGAAGACCUAAUGCACAUGCGUGGCAAUGGCCGCGCGCACACAUUAGACCUCCCAUAGGAAAUCAUUAUUCAAUGCUUUCCUAGGGGGAUUCCGGCGAUGCUGGAGGUCCUCAUGCAUAGCACAAGGACGUCCAGCGUCGUUUAAAACACAUUUCAUGUUCUAAGAACACAGAAGUCCCUCUAGUGGCUGUUUAACAGCCACUAGAGGUGGACUUAACCCUGCAAGGUAAUUAUUGCAGUUUAUAAAAACUGCAAUAAUUAUACUUGCAGGGAAAAGGUUGGUGGGAGUUGGCACCCAGACCACUUCAGUGGGCAGAAGUGGUCUGGGUGCCUGGAGUGUCCCUUAAGAUAAAGUGCCAAAAUACACAGAAAUACACACUAUUACACAAGCAGACAUACAUUCAUACACAUACAAUUCACCGACAAUUUGGCACACACAGAUAUGCACACACAACCAUAAAGACAUGAACAAACUCAUACACACAGGAAUACAUAUACACACAUUGAUAUGCAAACAAAUGUGUAAACACACAAAGAAGCACACACAUUCGUUCCUCACAAAACAUUAAAAUAAAAUAAACGGAAAAAUAAAAUAAACAACUGAUGCCAUAAAUUGAAAGCUGUGACUAAAGCCUACGUUUCAUACUCUUUCCAAAUAAGCAUUUUUUCCCCCUAAAUUCUGUUAUCAAUUCAGUACAAUUUGGUGUUUAGUGAAUAAACCUCACAGACAGUCUCACAAAAAUCCACACACAAACAGGCGUACACGCACACACUUCCAAAUAUCUUGUAUUUUGCCAAAAAAUAGUCAUUUUUUACUUAUGUUUGUGAAUGCUGCAGAAUUCCUUUUCAUAUCUGAGACACAAGAUUAAUCUAUAGUUGAACAACUUUAAUAAACUAUGUCUUGGCAAUAAAAUGUUCCAUAGUAUAAGGCUCUGGAGAGCUACACCGUCCUUUUCCUAAAUGGAAGCAAGGCCAAGGAUUUGGAGCAUAUAUCAUAUGGGAAAAAUGUCUAGCAGACUCUCUGAGAGUUUCUCUCCAAUUUAACCUGGAGAUCAAGUAAGGGCACACAGCGUAUUCUUAUUGAAGUAGCUAUCUGUUAAUAGUAAACGUAAUAGUAAAUGUGUAUUGCAUAAAAACAAACUGACCUUGUGACAGCUCUCUGACCAUUGUUGAAUGCAAAGCAUGAGGCUGCUUUCUGUAGCCAAAACCCCGGACAGGCUUACUCACUAAAGUGAAAAUUCAACAUGAAUUUCAAACUCUACGUCAAAAAAAACAAAUGGGAGAGUUCUCUAAGUCAGCUAUGCUUUCAGUUCAGCUAUUCUGGCCUUAACCUUGAGAUUAACUCUAAACAGUUAAAGGGACAUUAUAGUCAACAAAACAACUUAAGCUUAACAAAGCGUUUUUUGUUAAUAGAUCAUGGCUCUGACGUUUCAUUGGUCAAUUCACUGCCAUUUAGGAGUUAAACCACUUUUGUUUCUGUUUAUGCAGCCCUCGCCACACCUCCGCUGCCUGGUUCCAUUUUCCAUCAGAUGUCACUUAUUUGAAAAGUUUUUUUUUUAUCUCCUGCUCUGUAAAUUGAACAUUAAUUACAUACAGGAGGCUAAUGCGAGCUCUAGCAAGUUAUUAACAGUGUAGGAGAUACGGAAUUCUAAAGUAAACAGAAUUUGCAACAAAGGAAGUGUAACCAUUAGAUGACUCUUUGCAGUAAGUGUUUUAGAGGGCUGCAUACGUCACAGGCAGGGGAGGUGUCCAGGGCUGUAUAAACAACGUUAUUUAUACUUUGUUUAUACAUUAUUUUUACUCCUGAAUGGCGGAGAAUUGAGCAGUGAGACUGCAGGGGCAUAAUCUAUACACCAAAACUGCUUCAUUAAGCCAAUGUUGUUUUGGUGACUAUACUGUCCCUUUAAUCCUCCUGGGGUAGUUUUGAAGUUAUAAUUUGGACCACCAGUCUGUAAAUAGAUUUUAUGAGUAGUUCAUUGUAAGUAAAAUGCUGAGUAUGUUAUAGUGCCUCCACCAUUGGUAAUCGAUAAUCACUGGUGCCACUGUGUAAUUAAAAUUCUGGGUACCACUCUGCACCUAAAAUAGUGAUUACUCUGCAGUGGAUGUUCAGCCAUUAGCUCUGUAGUUAAAAUUCAGAGUACUACUCGGCAAAUACCAUUCAUAUCUAGUGCUUUGUAGAUAAAACGUGACUCGUUUGGGGUACCUGUCUUCGCAACUCACAUAUAUAUGGUCUGCAAAACCACUGUUCUCUGAUCUGCUGAAUUUAGAAUUGACCGUUCCGCAGAGACCUUGUGUUGAACUCACUCUGUCUUGGCUGUCAAAAAUGUCUUUUAUAUUUUUGAUUCAUUAUUUCUCAUGUAUCUCAUCUACAAGUUUAAUUUUAAAAUGUUUCCCUAUAUAUUUCUUUGCAGACAUGGCUAUAACUUUGUGGUGACCGUCCCAGCUGGUGCCAGUAAUGUGGAUGUACGUCAGCGCGGGUAUAAAGGAUUGAUAAAUGAUGACAAUUAUCUCGCAGUAAAGAAUGGCCAGAGUCGUUAUCUGUUGAACGGAAAUUACAUUGUAUCGGCGGUGGAGCGUGAUAUCCCUAUUAAAGGGAGCCUGCUGAAAUACAGUGGUACGGGUACUGCAGUGGAAGUAUUACAGGCUACCAAUGUCAUUCAGGAGCCACUCACAAUAGAAGUGUUAUGUGUCGGUAAAAUGACUCCUCCGCGGUUGAGAUAUUCCUUUUAUAUCCCCAGGGAAAAAAGAGAUGGGAAAGUCGGACAGUCAAUAAGCAAUAGCUUGGAAGGUCUACCCCCUCCUUCUCCAAGAGUCAAACCUCAGUCACAAUGGACAUCAGGUAACUGGGGUCUCUGCUCAGUUACAUGCGGCAAUGGCCAACAGACCAGAUCAGUUGAGUGCCGUGACCCUUGGGAACAACUUGCAUCUGAUUGCCUGGCAGCUCUGCGGCCAACGGACAUGAGACUGUGUGGUGACCCAUGUCCAAUGUGGGAGGCUGGGGCAUGGACACCCUGCUCCAAAAGCUGUGGUCGUGGGUUUAAAAGACGGCAACUGAGAUGUAGCGCAGGUGGAGGGGUAACCUUACCCAGAGAGCAUUGUCACUUGAAGAGGAAGCCUCAGGAAUUGGACUUUUGCAAUCUUCAUCGAUGCUGACUCCUUUGAAAGGAGACAAAAGGCAGCUUAAUUAAACUGUGGUGCUCAGUAGGAGAGGUGUUCGUCACCCAGAUUUCAGCACUGAAUUACCGUGCAAUGGAGAAGUGACACAAUUAAAGGGUUUAGAUUUGACGUCGCUCCAUGUACUGUGACCAAAGAAAUACAUUUUGCAUUUUGAACUCCAAAGCAGAAGGAUAAUUGUAAACAAGUGAGGGAAAAUGUAGAUGAAGACCAGGCUAUUGCUUUGCACUUCUUACUAGUGUGUUUUGUUACUACAAUUUUUUUUUUAACGUUGAUGCUGGACAAUCCCGCAUUGUAAAUAUAUUAUACUAAGGUCUAUGUAUCUCAGACUUUCCUAGAGUUUAAAAUAAAAACUCUGGGGAGGUUGUAAUGAUCCACAUGGUUUUGUGAAGAAUUUACCCGAUAUAGGCACCGGUACCGGUACCAUUGUUUUGUCAACACUUUUGUGCACAUGGAAUCAGCCAAAUUAUCUCAGGUAUGUUACUGAUCCAGUCCAGUCUCAAAAUCUUAGAGACAUUUCAAAGUUUUACGUGUCCUUACAUCUUUAAUUGAAAAGUAGAAGUACUAUUACUCUCUUAUUAUCCAAUUUUAAUUUACUGAAAAAUAGUUGAAAAGAUACAAUGGUAAAGAUAGAACAUAAUAUGGGUCAUUUUGUAAAAAAAAUAAGAGGUAACUAAGUGCACAGUGUAGAGAAGCAAUACUAGCUUGCCCACCGAAAAUAUUUUGAAAUAAAGUAUAAGAACAAUUAACUAUAAAGAAGGUUGAUGGAUAAAUCUCGAAUUCAGCCAAAAAAGACAUAGACCUUCUAUUGUACCCACCAAAGAAUCAGACCGAUUUGUUGUGUUUGAAACAUGGUCCCACCAGAUAAUUCCAGUCUGAUAUGUUGGAAUAGAUAGGAUUAUUGUGUACUUUAUGAUGAUAUGUUCAGCCUAUCAUUAUGUAGCAUAUGUGAAAGAUUAAAUGGAUUAUUACAAAGCUUUAUGGUAAGUGCAGGGAUAUACAAAUCUCCUUCUUAAUCUACCUCCGUGUACCUCAUAAAUAGGAUGAUAGAGAGAAGAGAGAGGCUUUAUUGUGUUUAUACAUGCUGAGAUUAAGACAUUUCAUUUACAUUUAAUUGUGGCACUCAGCAUUAGUGAUCCCCAAAUAACUCUCACAUGACUUAAAGGGACAUUAUAGGCACUAUAUCCAUUUCAUUGUAUUGAGUUGUUCAUAGUGCCUGGAAACCCCUGGCUAUGUCCCCUUUAUCAGUGUUAAACCAUUUUUAGCAGUUUAGCACUACGUAAGUCCAGGCCCCACUGGAGGUGUGACUAAGGCAGAAAUCAUACACUUCCUUCUAGUCAUACCAAUUCAUACCAGCAAUUGGAGUUGUGAUAGGCUGAAAGCAGUCAGCUGACACUCUCAGCCAAUCAAAGCCGUACAUUGCUGCUCAGGCCAAUGAUUCCUCUCUUUUAGCAUUAAAACAUUGAAAACAGUUUAACGCUGAAUGGAAGGAUGGUGCUGGAGACGCAAUAAACACUUUAACGAGAUGAAGCAGUUACAGUGCCUCUUUACGGUAAUUAAAAGGGCUGUGAUAUAAUAUAUCAAUAGUAUUUCAUACAACCUGUCUCAUAUUUUCAUUCCAGCAGAUGAUACAAAGCUUAAUACGUACAGAGCCUUCUUUUUUUUAAUACAAGAUGCUAAAGUCUAAUCUCCACUUCUGUUACCACGUCGGGCUAUCGCUGACACAGAGAACUUACCUGUACUGUAGAAAACAUAGUUACAACAUACCUACCAUGCAGCAUCUAAGGAUGCAAGGAGUUAAAAUGUAACCCUUUGAGUUCCAGCCUAGUGACACACUGAACUGUCACGUCUCGGAGUCACCUGUUGGUGCUUUUGUGCUUGUUUGACAUAGUUCAUAGUAAAUGUAAGUGUUAUAUUAAACACAUUACUUGCCAUUUCAAGUGAUAGGAAACAUGCACUUUUCUAACGAUAGUUUUAAUUCACUAAUUAGUGAAUUUGACAAAUGUAAAAAAUGUAAAAUGAAUAGCUGUUUUGUAAACUGUUUUCACAAUGUAGCUAUUUUGUCCUAUAUGUGAUCCAGUUGCCGUACCUCCACAGUUCUGUGUUUAGAUGGUAAGCCCUAAGCAUUUAGUUCAUGUUUUAACACCUUGUGAAUACAACAAUGUGAUUUCAGGUGAUUUUUUUUGUAUCAGGUGUAUUUGAAAUCACAAAUCCCCAUGUAAUGCCACAAAUAUCAAAGACUGAAAUGACUAAAUUUAGCUGCCAAAUUCUAGAAGGUUUCUUGGAAUUAUAAGUAAAUAGUAAACAUCACAAAUUGUAAACUUAAAUUUUACUUUUUUUUUUCUUUCAGAGCAUUUUUCAAAUUUGGUGGAAACAAUUUUUUUUUUAUAGUAACUGUUAUAUUAUUAAAAAAAUGAAAUCUAUUAUAAAGGUUAUUUUCUCAUUAUCCCAAUUUGACGCAUGCCCGAUUCUGGAUCAUACUACUUUAAUUUUAAGAUAUAGUGAUUAUGGACACGAAAUCCACGACACGGAAAAUGUGACUAACUAACAUUGAAAAAAAAAGCAGAAAGUGUGUUUAUUCCAUUUCUAUGUUCUUUAGGUUUAUAUUUUAUACAUUUCUUUUGCAUUGUUUGUGAUGUAGCAAAAGGAGUUUUAAAAGCCAAGUUAUGGGCUGUAUGUAUAUAUGUAUGUAUACUGUGUAUACUCUCUGUAGACAUGUGCAAGGAUACAAUAAACUUGUACAAAUCCAAGUCAAAUCUUGGUAUAUGUACUGCAUAGAACACACUGUUUCAUUCAUUGCUUCCUUGUCAAUCUGUAACAUUCUCUGGGAAUCCACAGUGUCAGUAAGUCUGCUUAAAGGCACAGUAACU
Pelobates cultripes (western spadefoot toad) is the source of this 60186-nucleotide messenger RNA. Lineage: Eukaryota; Metazoa; Chordata; Amphibia; Anura; Pelobatidae. The record is from the annotation of a GenBank genome assembly.